AUGAUAUUUGCUGUGGAGAAAAUCAAUGCAAACUCAGAUCUUCUUCCCAACAUCACUUUGGGCUUCAAGAUUUUUGACACUUGUGCCGCCAUGAGACGGGCAGUAGAAGGGACAUUCUGGAUGUUAUCAGGAGGAAGUAAAAGCAUUCCCAGUUACCAAUGGCAAGAGAAAACACACCUUGCUGGUAUCAUUGGUGACUCUGGAUCAGUGCGUUCUAUUCUAAUGGCUCAGAUAUUGGGAAUUUACAGAUAUCCACAGGUAGGAAAACAAUAAAAUCAACCUUUCUAGAAACACAAAACUGAGCAAGUCUCCUCAUCCUUAUUUUAAGAUUAUUGUCAGAGAAAUGUGUUUUAUUUUUUUUUUUGUAAAUCUUUUUUAUUAUAUGACAGGAUGAAAUUACAUAGUUGCGUGAUUACAAUAUUUUAGACAUUGUACAGUACACCAAAAGUUACAGAUCGGAAGCGGAAAUCCUGUACAGUUUUUUGAACAGUGAAAUUUUUGUUUCCCUUUUCCCCCCCACUCUGUUCUCCCUCCUCCCCCCUCCCUUCCAGUUUACUUUAUUACUUUGCUUUGUUUUGUUUUGCGUUAGUGUGUGUAUGUGUCCCAAAGCUUGGUUUUGUGAGUUACGUAGGGUAGCUAAGUAUAACUUUGAGACUCGCAGGUCUCUGCAUUCCAUAUGUAUACGGAUCUACAGCAUGCUGUGUGUGUAGAUUGAGAGGGGAUCUAAAUGCUAGAUGAUAAGGCAGUUCGUGUGGGACAAGUUUUUUGUCCAAGUUCGUCAUGUUAGGUAUGGAUGUGUUGGCGAACAUCGGGCCGUGUUUAUCACUUGUAUGUAGUUUAGCUGGGUCUCCCCGCUGGUCCGUUUUGUGAGCGCAGUGGUUAGGUGUUAUGUGUUGAUUAGUGGUUUGUGUGAUAUGUGUCCCUGUCUCUGUUACGUUAUCUUAUAUGGCUAUGGGUGUUGUCAUCACUCCUUGCAGCAGAGCCUACAGUUCGCGUGAUUUCCCGUACGUGAUUCCUUAGUUGCGUCAGUAAUGUGUGUAUCAGUGACCUCGUAAUAUGCGUUUGGAGUGGGUUUAAGAGGUUGAGUGCCUUUUGCGUUAUAUGAGCGUUAGCUCUUCUCUCUACACUUUUCCGUGCUGGAAUGUGUAACAAGGCAUGGUAUGACUCGUGGUUCCCAAGGGGGUCCGAACAUUUCUCAGAUCCCGUCAGGGCUGGGUGUUCAUCUUUUUAGUAUUUCAGAGGUCAGUGGUGCUUUUGUGUGGUGAUGUAUCUCUCCGAUCCCGCCCCCGUCUCCCCGGGCCCGGGGUCCGCCCAAUGAAAGAGAAAGAGAAAAGAAGAAGAAGAAGGAAAAAAAAAAAUGGGGGGGUGAGGAAGUGUGGCUUACAGGUGGGGUGGGUUGUUUCUGGUGGGAUCCGCAUCUGCUGUUGCCCCGUCGGUUCGGGGGCGUCGCCCGCUUGUCUGUAGCGGGUGAUGUAUAGAAACCAUGGGAGCCACAGUUCUGUAUGUUUUGUUGCACGACCCGUCAGGGAGGCGUGUAUUUCUUCUGCUCCGUGGAUGUCUUCUACUCUGCGGAUCCAUUCCUUCUUAGUUGGUACAUCGCUUUUCUUCCAGUGUGCCAGUAUGUUAGCUUUGGCCACGUUUAGUAAGUGACGCAAUAUUGAUCUUUUAUACGUCCGGAUCAAUUGUGUUGUUAUGUGUAGUAGGGCUAGUUCCGCGCUCCAUUCCGGGAUAUCCCCCAGAAUGUCGGUCACAGUGUUCUUAAUCAUUGCCCAGUAUGGGGUAAUGUCUCUGCAUUCCCACCAUAUAUGUAUCAAUGUGCCGCGUUCUGCCUGGCAUCUCCAACAAGUCGGGGUGGUUGAUGGGAAAAUCUGGUGUAGGAGGGACGGCGUUCUGUACCAGAGGGAGAGCAGUUUGUAGUUUACCUCUUGGUAGUAUGAGCUCAUAGAGCUUUUUUGCUGCCACAGUAGCGCUGAGUCCCAUUGUGAGGGUGUGAGCGCCUCUCCAAGUUGUCCUUCCCAUUGGCGACGGAAGGUGGAAGCCUGGGUUGUGUUUCCGAUAAUUAGGUGUUGGUAGAGUGCUGAUAUGGCAUGGUCUAGUGCGGUGCCACUGUCACAGAGGCCCUCAAACCAGGUGAGGUCUCUGUGCAAGCGAUCUUUAUGUGGCAUUGUGUCAUGGUAGUGUUUUAAUUGUAGAUAUCUAAGCACCGUGAGGGGGGUCCUUGGUUAGUCACCUAAUAAUGCGGUUAGGUCCCGGACUCUGCCACCUCCGAGGGCUUUGUGUAUGGGGAUGUAAUCCCUCUCACUCGAGAUGGGCCAUGCACCGGGUGGGAGUCCACCUCCCAAGGCCUCGUUAUGAGUGAGUGGGAUCAUCGGGCUAGGGGUGGGCGAUAUAUAGCUCUGAUCUCUCAGCGAUCUCCAACCGGUGAUUGUUUGCAGUAUCAGCCCCUCAUUGUUUUGGGCCGCCGGGCCUCUCGUCGUCCCCCAUAUCCUCAUUUCCAGUGUUGGUCCGAUUAGGCCAUUGUUUCGUUAUAGGUUCCUGGUGCAAGUCUAGUAUCCGUUGCAUUACCGUGGCUUGGUGAUAUUUCUUGAUGUCUGGUAGAGCUAGUCCACCAUGGUUCCUUGGUCGGCAGAGUAUAUCAUGUCGAAUUCGGGAGCGUUCCCCUCACCACACAAAUUUAAUUAUCGCCAUUUUCAGGGCGGAGAAGAAGGUCCCUGGGAUGGCUAGUGGGAUUGUUUGCAUGAGGUAUAGGAUUCUCUGCAGUAUGUUCAUCUUGAGGAUCGCAACUCUUCCAUGCCAGGUUACAUGUGGGUACGACCAUCUAGUCAGGUCCGCUAAAAUUGUUUUCAGGAGAGGCACGAAGUUGAGUCGGUAUAUGUCUUCUGGGUCUGUGGUCACCCAGAUGCCCAGAUACUUCAUCCGUCCAUAGCACCAAUGGAAAGCGAAUUGCGAAUCCAGGGAUAUGUAUUCUUCCGUGGGGAUCGUGAUGUUCAGGACCUCACAUCUUGAGAGAUUAAGUUUGAAGCCCGAGAUCUUCACAAAUUUGUCGAAUUCGGAGAGGAGGCACGGCAGAGUUGUUCUAGGGUUCUGUACAAAGAAUAAGAGGUCAUCUGCAUAUGCAGCCACUUUAUGGUUUGUUCCUCGCCAGCUGUAUCCUUGAAUGUUUGGGUUUAGGCGUAUCUUCUGGAGCAGUGGUUCCAGGGUCAUAGCGAACAGGAGUGGUGAUAGUGGGCAGCCUUGUUGGGUACCAUUGCUGAUUGUAAAGUCUGCUGUCGUGGCCCCGUUGACUCUCACGUUUGCGUGUGGUUUGCUGUAGAAAGCUAAUACCCAUGCGAGUAGUCUCUCCCCGCAUCCCAUGUGUUUUAGGGUGGUCAUCAUGUACGACCAGUCAACCCUGUCAAAUGCUUUUUCCGCAUCUGUAGAUAAUAGUAGCAUUUUAGUCUUUGUCUUCCUUGCGUGUUGUUGGAUUGAAAAUAGUCGUAAUGUGCUAUCUCUGGCCUCUCUGCCCGGGAUGAAGCCUGUCUGGUCCGCGUGUAUCAAUUCUGGAAGGGAGUUGUUGAGCCUGCUCGCUAUAACUUUCGUGAUUAAUUUGGCGUCUACAUUAAGCAACGAUAUGGGACGAUAGCUACCGCAAAGCAAUGGAUCCUUUCCUGGCUUGAGCAAGACCGUGAUGGUCGUGGCCAAGGAUUCCGCGCCCAGGUUUCCUCCGUCUCCCACAGCGUUGAUCGCUUUAGUCAGCCAUGGUAUCAGGAGGCCAGAGAAGCUCUUAUAGUAUCCAGUCGAGAAACCAUCUGGUCCCGGUGCCUUGCCUGGUUUGGACACUUUCAGUGCCACUGCAAGCUCCUCUGUGCUGAUUGGCGUGUCGAGUGCCGAAGCUGAUGCUUGGCUAAUCGUUUUGGCGAUCGUGUCAGAUAAGUAGUCUCUUAUCUGAGUGGUUCUUCUUUCAUCACUCGUUGUCCUCGUGGGUGGGCGUAGAUUGUAAAGGGUUUGGUAGUAGGUCCUAAACUCAUCAGCGAUUUUUUUUUUUUUGUGGGUAGGGGGUCACUUCUCCCGAGGAGAGGCGGAGUUUGCGUAUUUGUCUACCGGGCGUAGGGUCUUUUAAUAAUCUAGCCAGGUAUUUCCCCCCUUUAUUGGCGUGUGCGUAGUAAAAACCUUUUGUGCCUUGUAGAUUACGGAGAUGCUUUUUUGUGAUGAGUUCUUUAAGUGCCCUUCUGUGUUCCAUCAAUUCCCCGUAUAUUUCGUGUAGUUGGGAUCUUUUGUGCUGAUUUUCCAGCGUCGAUAUCUUUCGGUAUAGGUUGGUCAUCUCGAUCAUAUUCGCUUUCCGUUUUUGCGAGGCAAUGCGGAUGAGUGCUCCGCGAACUACGCUCUUAUGUGCCUCCCAUACGGUUAUCGGGGAGACCUCUGGUGUGUCAUUGUCUAUGAAGUAGUGUUCUAGCUCUCUGGUUAUUUGUUCUCUGGUGGCUGGAUCAAGUAGGAGAGCCUCGUUAAGUCUCCACGUCCAUGUCGCUGGGCGGAACAUGGGGGACUCCAUUUCUAAUCUGACAGAGCCAUGGUCCAACCACGUAGACGGGUCGAUGUCCGCAUUGAGUAAGCGAACGAGUCCCUCCUGCGUGAUGAAGAGGUAGUCUAUGCGAGAGUAGCGGUUGUGUUCUCCAGCCAUCCACCAGUCUCAGGUCUUCCAGCGAUUUUCGGAUCAGCCGGAUGCUGCUUUGUGGAAUACUGCUAUGUCCCAAUGAUGAGUCUAAUAUUGGGUCCAAGGGUACGUUAAAGUCCCCCCCUACGAUUAGUAUUCCAUCCGUGAAUUCCUCUAGUAUGUGCAGCGUGUUUCGGAGGAAGGGUGCUUGUCUUCGGUUGGGAACGUAGAUGUUAGCCAGGGUGUAUAUCCUGUCGGCUAUGAUCCCCUUUAAGAAGAGGUACCGUCCGUGUGAAUCUUGUGCUCUCUCAAGUUCUUUGAAUUCAAGCUCGGCUGCUAAUAUUAUGGCUGUACCCGCUUUGUGUGACGUCGAAUGAUUAGAGAAAUAGUUGUUCGGGUAGUGUUUAUUUUGUAGCUUAGGUGCCACGCCUUCUUUGAAGUGGGUUUCCUGGAUCAUGGCCACUGCUAUUUGCUUUUGUUUCAGCAGAUGGGUUCUGCGUUCAGGGAUGUUGAGGCCUCUGCAGUUCUGGGUGAGGAUCCUCAGAGGUGUGUUUCGGUAGACCAUUCUCGUGGUAUAGACGGGGUGUUCCCUUAAGACCGAAUUGUAUGAGAAAUGGAAAAGGGAGAAGAAGAAAAAAAAAAAAAAGUGGAGGGGGGGGGAGUGAAGGGGUAGUACGUUAGUUUUCAAAGACGGUAUCCAAGCCCGGGGCACCGUGGAUCGGGACCAGUCAAGACCUGUUGUGGUGAUAGAAAGAAGUGUGCCCGGGUUGUGGUUUUAGUAUAUGGAUUGGUUGAACCCGGGUUUAGUUCCCUUAUGGGGAGACAAAAAUUAUAGAUCUCGUGCUGCAGACAGCACUAGUGGGGCCUCGCCUCGGUACCCACCCGGGGGUCGAGAGCGCCUAUAGCCUGUCUGCACUACUCUUAGCACGAGUAAGUGUGUUGGGAAACGCGAGUCAGGCUCCGCCCAAGGAUGUAAUCAACUCAAGAGUGGGAUCGUCCACCCCACCGGACCCUCUUUGGAUAGUGUCGUGCAAGUCCAAUUCUCCUGCGGGGUGUGCCUUGUGGUUUCAAUUAUGUAUCUCCAUGGCCAAGGCAAUGUCCCCGGCAUCGUUGGUUUUAAUAUCCCCCCCUCGCCCCAGUGUCCCUUGCCUCGUCUAUGUGCCCCCUGGGACGGUGAGCUCCCCCCCGUGCCCUAAGUGGUCUGGACCCUCUGCUUCCGGCUGCUGUGUGUUCCACUCUGUACCAAUUACGAUGUUAGUGGUAAAACUUAGGCCAAAUAUGUGUAUUCAGCUAUCGUUGGCCUUUCCUAUCUGUCUUCGUGAUGGUAGGUGACUACCAUCUCCCCUGGGUGAUUUCUGCCGGUGUCUCUCUAACUUAAUGUCUGACCAUUGAAGGGGGGGCACGUAGCGAGGGGGUGUAUCCAUGACCUAUUUACAUGGUGUGGUCAACAAUAACAUAGCAUAACAUAACAAGUUUCAACAUUUCAACAUUGCUUCAUCGACAUCACCCAAUAUCCCCCAUGUGACCCCCUGACCGUCAACAGCUGCCCAGCCCCGAUGUGAGUCCCCAGUGUUCCCCACAUGUCUUCCGUCGUGCGUGGGGUGGGGGGGCCCCCCAAGUUUUGAGUUGUGGGGUGCCCCGGGUCAGUGGCCCUCGUCACCUUGUGUUUCCCUCUAUGUGUAGUCGUAAGGUCCCAUUUGAUCAGUGUAGUGGUUAGUGUAAUUGCCCGUGGCAGUAUACGAUGAUUGGCGGUACCGGUCAUACGUCGGCCAGUCGUGUGUGAUGAGGUGCGUCGUCUUGUACUCCUUACUCAUCUGUCAACCCCCUCCCCCUGGUCGCAGUUAUACUCCACAUGCCCGGUAACAUGCUUGUAAACACUGUGUCUUCAUUCGGCAUCAUGGGUGUUGGGGAUCCAGGGAAGCAGAUUAGUGCCCAGUUCGCCACGGUAUUCAUCUCUACCCUAACCCGGAGCACCCCCACCCCAAAUAUAUGUACCCAGGUCUCCGUGAAGAGGUGGCAGCCAUUACACUGAGGAAAGAGGGGUAGGCCUGAGAGGUGCAUCUUGGUGGAAGUAUGGUCUCCCGGGGUAAACACGUGUUCCCCUGUUCUCCCCACCCAAAGUCCCUUGUGUGCUGUCCCGGCAUACCUGCAAGUGUCUCAGUCCAACUUAGCAGCACUGAUCAGUCAACAGGGGUCGGUGUCACUUUCUUUGGAGGGUUCUUUCUAGGUGCAGGUUAGGGGGGCCACAUGACUCAGGCUACUGUAAGGAUCAGGCGGGUCUGCACUCACUCCUCCGGGGAAGUCGGGUUCCUGCGCCGUCUGGCAGGUUGAGCAGAGGGGGACCGUGUUUCUUUCCGUCUGGGCCCUCUCUGCGGUCGCUGAGUUGGGGCUGAUGUUCCCAAUAUCCAGUUGGGGACCGCCGGUGCUGAAAGGCCUAGUUCCUAGAAGGCCAGCGUAAUGAGAUCCAGACAUUUUGGUGCCUGGCCAUCAAUGCGAAUGGGAACCCCCAUUUAUAGGUGAUGUCUCGUUCUCGUAAUGCGGUCAUCACGGGGCGAAGGGCUCGCCGUGCCUCUAGUGUGAUUGGGGAUAAAUCAUUGUAUAAUGCCACUUGGGUGCCCCUGUAGGGCCAAGUUGGUCUUUCGUGGGCCUUUCUCAUAAUAGUGUCUUUGACUGGGAAGGAAGGUAGGCAGCAUAUCAGAUCUCUCAGGCCAUCCUCUAGGGUCCUGGGCCGCGUUGUUCUGUGUGCCCUUUCAAACUCUAUGUGCUGUGGUGAGGUUGGUUGCAAGAUGGACUGGAAAAGUUCAGUAAGUAUUUCCACCACGUUUUCUGUUGGACCUUCAGCCUCUGGGAUGCCCCUAAUGCGUAUAUUGUACCUCCGACCCCUGUUAUCGAGGUCCUCAAGGUGUCUUCUCAUAGAGAGGAGCAUUGUUCCCUGGCGGGCUAUAGCAGUGUCCGCAGUUGCCACACGUGUUGUAAGGGCCUCAGUGGCCUCUUCUUGCUGUGAAAUGCGGCCUGCGUGCGCGGUCACCUCAGAUCUGAUCCCUGCUAUCUCUGCUCUGAGGUUAUCUUGUAUGGUGGUGGUGAGGGAUUUGAGGUCUUCUUUCGUGGCCAUGGAGGCCGUGAGGCUGCACAAUCUAUCCUCGAUUCUAUCGAGAGCUGUGAUCUCCGUCCCUGAUGGGGAUGUCGGCGCCAUCUUGGGGCCUCCCGGUUCCCCGCUUGCGCCGGGUUGUGGGUGCAGGAAUCCGUCCAGGGGGCCCUGUUGGAGGCUCUUUGGGGUCUGGGGUUGCUCCGGUCGUUUAUUACGACCCAUUUGGCUUUUGGUUGCGCGCUUUAGGGUCUAUUGCAGGGUCCGGUGGAGCGGAGCCACGCCCCCGAGAAAUGUGUUUUAGAUAUCCCUUCAUAUAUUGUUUUUUGGCACAAAGAAUAUUUCAAAAUAUGUAAAAUCUCAACAAAUAUUUUUAAGCAAAUGUGUUAGAAUUUAAAGCAAUGUGUACAUUAUAUGUUUGUUACUUGUUUAUUGCAGAUUAGUUAUUUUUCUACUAGCCCCAUCAUGAGUAAUAGGAAUCAGUUCCCGUCCUUCUUCCGUACAAUACCCAGUGAUGAGUUUCAGUCUCGAGGUCUAGCUCAGCUUGUCACAUACUUUGGUUGGUCAUGGGUUGGACUCUUGGCAAUUGAUAAUGACUACGGUCUGCUUGGUAUCCAAGUGAUUAAAGAAGAGUUACUCAUGUCUGGAGCAUGUGUGGCCUUUGUUGAGAACAUCUUGACCAACCUUCCAAACAGAAAUGCGCCACAUAUUGUAAAGACCAUCAGAGAGUCAACAGCUCAUGUUAUUGUAGUAUUUUCACUUCCCCAUGACUUCAUCCCAGUGCUGGAAGAGUUACAAAGGCAAAAUGUGUCUGGCAAAAUCUGGGUAGCCAGUGAAUCAUGGUCGACAUCUGCUCUUCUGUCCAGUAAAAGGUUCCAAGAAAUCUUGGUAGGCACUAUUGGCUUUGCCAUCCACAGUGGGUGGAUGCUGGGAUUUACUGAGUAUCUUAACAGCUUUCACCCUUCAAAAUAUCCAGAUGAUGACUUUGCCAUUGACCUAUGGGAACAUAUAUUCUCUUGUAAUUGGUUUGAGAGACGGAAUAAUAGGACAACUCAAGAAUGUACAGGUGGAGAAAAACUGGAGAGUUACAUAACAAAACCAGAUUUCAGACUUUCAUUUAAUGUCUAUACCUGUGUUUAUACCUUUGCAUGGGCCUUGCAGAGUCUGCUUCAAUGCAAAUCUGGGUCUGGACCAUUCCAUGAAGGAGAAUGUGCUAAUAUCUCAUCUUUCCGACCUUGGCAAGUAAGUAAAACAAACCAGCAAGAACUGUUACUACGUAAUACAGUUGUAAUUAAAAGUAUUCAACCCCCAAUAAAAAGCAGGUUUAUUGUAAAACUUUACAGAAUUUCAGCUGUUUGCAAUGAUACAAUCAAACAAAUGCAAUUGCAAUAACUUAAUGCAACAAAUGAUUCAAGUGGUUUCCCCAAAUUCAACUAAAAAUGCAAUUUAUAAUGACUUCUCCGGUCUCAAAAUCAUUCAAUCCCUUCAUGGCAAGCAUCUUUAGUACUUAAAAAUAUACAAAACAGAUAAACAGGCGCAAAAGAAAAUAAUAUGGAUAGGAUUUAGUAUGCAACACCAGCAAUGAACCCUGAUAAUAAGGUACCCAAAUAAUUACAAGACAGAAAAGUGCUGGUGCGCAAAAAUAUGUGGUGACACCACAAAUGUGUCAAAGUAUUCUUAAACUGUAUCAGCAAUACCAAUAGUGUUAUCCCAAAUAACACACAUAUGUAAACAAGCCCACCUAUGUGAAUAUACUUAUAACCUGCUGGAAUAUACACAGGAUAUCUGUAGGGUAGGAGACAAAAACGAGAAUACGCACUCCUAGUGCAAUAAAGUACUUAAAAUUAAUUCGAAUCAAUGCCCUCAAUAAAAAUGCAACUCACAAAUAGGGAGUGGUAAAAGCCCCACUCCUAGCUCUCUCGCCCAGGGAGGAUCAGCCCCUUAGGUACGUGGGAUCCUUAAUACAUGCUCUUGUGACCCAGGUGUCAGGUAAGUAAAUAUUUAUUAAAUCCAGAUAAAAGCUAAAAACAGCAAUAGGAUAACAGUCCACCGUGAGCUCACCACACUGAUGGGGAUUGGAUGCAGCAGAAUACAGUAAAACUUGAAAAACUCCGCCGCCCUCCUCCUUCUGGAUGUGGUCCGUUCGCUCGGUGUAUAUGUGAAAGUCACUUCCGCGUUACCCGAUCAUGUGGUCACGUCAGUGGCGGAUCCAGGGGGGGGGCAACGGGGCAAUUGCCCCCCCCGAGAAUUCCGCCGGUCUCCCUCCCCUGCCAGCACAUGCAGGUGCUAGCCCUGCAAUGUGCCUGUGGACCGGAAGGGAGAUCACAGAUCUCCCUCCCCGGUCCGCAGGCACUGUGCGGGCGGCCGGCGGUGGAGGGAGGGAGUGCAAGGGAGGACCCGGAGCUCAGGCUGCAGCUCCUCCGGGUCCUCCUCUCGUGAGAUUUGAAGCGUUGCCGCGGUUACCACGGCAACGCUCCAAAUCUCGCAAGAGUGAACUCUAGCCCGGGAGCGCGGGCUAGAGUUCACUCUCCCCAUCGGACCACCAAUGAAUCACCACUGGGACCACCAGGGAUCGAAAUAUGUCCCCCCCCUCCUCCCCAGUAAAGGUAAGAAGGGAGGGGGGACAUAGGAUAAUAUUUAUUUUAAUUAAAUAAAAAAAAAAUAUAUAUAUAUAAUAAAAAAAAUCCACACACACACAUAUAUAUUGCCCCCAAUACUGCCCCCCCAAUACACACAAACUGCCCCCCCAGUCACACAAACUGCCCCCCCAUUCACACAAACUGCCCCCUAUACACACAUACUACCCCCAUACACACAUACUGCCCCAUUAGAAAAAACACUACCCCCACACUUACACACACACUGCCUCCCACAUACACACACACACCCUUUACAUAUACACACACUGCCCCCAUACACACAUGCUGCCCCCCAUACACUGAGCUGCCCCCAUACACGCACACACCUUUAUACACACACACUGCCCCAUACACACACUGCCCCAUGCACACACUGCCCCCAUACACACACACUGCCCCACCUUAUACACUGCCCACAUAUACACUGCCCCCCAUACACACCACAAACUGCCCCAUACACACACACAUUGCUCCCCCAUACACACACACACACUGCCCCCCCAUACACACAUACUGCCCCCCAUACACACACUGACCCCAUACACACACAUACUGUCCCACACAUACACUGCAUCCCUGACAUACACUGCCGCCCUCACUCACACACUACAACCUUCACACACACACUGCACCCCUUACACAUUGCACCACUCACACACACACCACUGCUCCUAUGCCCUACUACAGCCCCAUUUCCCAGCAGAUCUCAGGUAAGUUGUCAAACUGUUCUAAAACGGUUUGACUACUUACUGUGGGAGGGGGUCCCGGCACUAUUGACACCAUAACCACUACACUGAGCUGUAGUGGUUAUUGUGUCUGGAUUAUUUCUUUAAAUAAUCUACAAGUGCCCCUCCCGAGAUCAGGCUCUGGAUCCGCCACUGGGUCACGUGACGCGUUUCGUCCCUCCUUUAGGGGCUUUCUCAAACAAGCAGUGAACUGUUACUAUGUAAUACAGUUGUAAUUAAAAGUAUUCAACCCCCAAUAAAAAAGCAGGUUUAUUAAUGUCAAAAUGUACAGAAUUUCAGCUGUUUGCAAUGAUACAAUCAAACAAAUGCAAUUGCAAUAACUUAACGCAACAAAUGAUUCAAGUGGUUUCCCCAAAUUCAACUAAAAAUGCAAUUUAUAAUGACUUCUCCGGUCUCAAAAUCAUUCAAUCCCUUCAUGGCAAGCAUCUUUAGUAUUUAGUAGAGCACCCUUUUGCUGUUAUGACCUACUGCACACGAGAUGCAUAGCCAGAUACCAGCUUCUGGCAGCAUUCCUGAGGAAUCUUAGCCCAUUACUCUUGAGCAAUGUCCCCCUGUUCAGUAAUAUUCUAGGUUUUGCAUGAUGCAACUGCCUUCUUCAAAUCCCACCAGAGGCUUUGCCAAUGUCGAGCUAUUUCAAUUGCUUUUGUGUGAUUGUUCAUUGCAGCUGAAACUCUGUAAAGUUUCAUAAUUAACCUGAUAUUCAUUGGGUAUUGAAUACUUUUGAUUACAACUGAAUGCCUGUUUCAUAUAGUAACCAUAGUUUCCUUUUGGUUUUCCAGUUACUCCAUUAUGUUAAAAAUACUAAUUUUCAGGCUGAUGAUAAAACACGGAUAUUCUUCAAUCAUAACGGGGACCCUCCAGCCAUUUAUGAUAUUGUAAACUGGCAGCUAGGGACAUCGGGAGAUUUGGAACAGGUUAUUAUUGGAAUUUAUAACUCAAGUGCCCCACAUGGAAAUAUGCUAAUAUUAGAAAGCACUUCAAUUAAAUGGAAUACAGGGGAUACACAGGUAUUGUAUUACAUUUUCUAUGGUGGAAAGUGAAAACUCUAGCACUGUAAUACACGUAACAAUAUAGCUGUUAGGGAACUACAAUUAUGUUUCUGCAUAAAUCCGGCUAUGAUCUCACUUCCUCCAGGUGACAUAUGGCCUCUGAAUUUUCAGUUUCAGGAAGCAUGGAGUGUCGCUGGGUGGGGCCUCACUGAUUGGCUGAGAGCACUCAGCUGACUUGAUGCUGCCUAGGGAGGAGAUAAUAUCAGCACUAAAGGCAACUUUGAGAUUAAAUUGUUCAAAAAUAGUUUGACCCUUUGAGGUAAGAGUGCCUCUGGGGACCUGCUUGCACCAUAACAACUUAAUUUAGAUUAAGUUGUUUUGGUGCCUGGAGUGUCCCUUUAAGUGUCCCUUUAAGUGUCCCUUUAAUGCAAUGAGUAUUUAAUUUAUUGAAAACACAUUUAUUUUUAUAUUUAAUUUCUUUAGGAACUCUUAUGAUUUUACUUACCUGCUCGCAAGUGCCACCAUGCUCAGAGGUUAGUGGAUGUUACCCUAUUGAAACACCACUGUAUGGUCCCACUUUUCGCAUUACCCUGUAACGUGAUCAUGGUCAUGGUGCCAGGCACUGCUCCACAACUCCUUUUUUAUUUUAUUUCCUGAGGGUGGGACAUAGAAUUAAUUUUCACUUGUGACAGACAUCCCGGUACUAUCUAGUACUUGUACACGGUUCCUAACCACGACCUCCCCCUAAAAGGACGAUAAUCACCAACUCUUGCCGACCAGAUAGUGCUAACCAGCUCAUUGCCCUUUCCAGCUUCCCAAGAGACAUCAGAGACCAGGGAGGUACCCACAAACAUCCUGGAACUCCUGAUCCAGCAUUACAUAGAAUGUGACGGCAGAUAAGAACCAUUCGGCCCAUCUAGUCUGCCCAAUUUUCUAAAAACUUUCAUUAGUCCCUAGCCUUAUCUUAUGGCUAGGAUAGCCUUAUGCCUAUCCCAUGCAUGCUUAAACUCCUUUACUGUGUUAACCUCUACCACUUCAGCUGGAAGGCUAUUCCAUGCAUCCACUACCCUCUCAGUAAAGUAAUACUUCCUGAUAUUAUUUUUUAAACCUUUGUCCCUCUAAUUUAAGACUAUGUCCUCUUGUUGUGGUAGUUUUUCUUCUUUUAAGUAUAGUCUCCUCCUUUACUGUGUUGAUUCCCUUUAUAUAUUUAAAUGUUUCUAUCAUAUCCCCCCUGUCUCGUCUUUCCUCCAAGCUAUACAUGUUAAGAUCCUUUAACCUUUCCUGGUAAGUUUUAUCCUGCAAUCCAUGAACCAGUUUAGUAGCCCUUCUCUGAACCCUCUCUAAAGGUAUCAAUAUCCUUCUGAAGAUACGGUCUCCAGUACUGUGUACAAUACUCCAAGUGAGGUCUCACCAGUGUUCUGUACAAUGGCAUGGGCACUUCCCUCUUUCUACUGCUAAUACCUCUCCCUAUACAACCAAGCAUUCUGCUAGCAUUUCCUGCUGCUCUAUUACGUUGUCUGCCUACCUUUAAGUCAUCAGAAAUAAUCACCCCUAAAUCCCUUUCCUCAGAUGUUGAGGUUAGGACACUAUCAAAUAUUCUGUACUCUGCCCUUGGGUUUUUACGUCCAAUAUGCAUUAUCUUGCACUUAUCCACAUUAAAUGUCAGUUGCCACAAUUCUGACCAAUUUUCCAGUUUACCUAAAUCAUUUGUCAUUUGGCUUAUCCCUCCUGGAACAUCAACCCUGUUACAUAUCAUAGUAUCAUCAGCAAAAAGACAUACCUUACCAUCAAGACCUUCUGCAAUAUCACUAAUAAAAAUAUUAAAGAGAAUGGGUCCAAGAUCCCUGAGGUACCCCACUGGUGACAAGUCCAAGCUUCGAAUAUAUUCCAUUAACUACAACCCUCUGUUGCCUGUCACUCAGCCACUGCCUUACCCAUUCAACAAUAUUUGAAUCCAAACUUAAAGAUUGCAGUUUAUUGAUAAGCCUUCUAUGUGCAGCAGUGUCAAAAGCCUUACUGAAAUCUAGGUAAGCAAUGUCUACUGCACCACCCUGAUCUAUAAUUUUAGUUACCCAAUCAAAAAAAUCAAUAAGAUUAGUUUGGCAUGAUCUCCCUGAAGUAAACCCAUGUUGUCUCUGAUCUUGAAAUCCAUGUGUUUUAGAUGUUCAACAAUCCUAUCCUUUAACAUGGUUUCCAUCACUUUCCCCACUACUGAAGUAAGGCUUACUGGCCUAUAGUUGCCCGACUCCUCCCUAUUACCUUUCUUGUAAAUGGGCACAACAUUCGCUAACUUCCAAUCUUCUGGGACUACACCUGUUAACAAUGUUUGGUUAAAUAAAUCUGUUAAUGGUUUUGCUAGUACACCACUAAGCUCUUUUAAUAGCUUUGGGUGUAUUCCAUCAGGUCCCAUUGACUUAUUUGUCUUUACUUUUGACAGUUGAGAUUACAAUCCGGUAAAACUUCGUAAAGGUCACUCUUGGCCCCAGGGUCUCCAAACAGGGUACUAUUUGGAGGGAUGAUAAAGGAGGUGGUAAGGUGUCGAACAAUACCAAGUACCAAUGGACUGCACAGUUGUUAAAGUUGACCAUGACCUCCCACCCGGCGCUAUGGAACGGUGGAACGGUGCGCAGGAUUGGAGAAUGCUCAUGGUCUGCUCAAAACUUAAUAUUCAGACUAUGUGGGCUAGGCAUCUCCAAUCCAACCCCUUUUUGGACAAUAUGGGCACUCUCUGAUGGCACUGAUUUAGGAAUAUAUGCAUGGGAACUGUUAUUCGUUCCAAGGUGUCUGGCUGCUAAUAAAAUAUCUGGUCAGGUACAGACACUUAGGUGCCAGGUAUUGUGCAUAUUGUUCUCCUGGCGACCCACUGUUGAGAGCAAGGCAUAAAAUUCUGACAAUAAAAACAUUCUGACAAUAAAACAGGCUUGUUUCACCCUAAAAGGAAACCUUGGUAGUGACAUUCACGAUGGAGAUAGGCUGUCACAUCACUUAAAAUAAUACUUUGAGUCUCUAAAGCAUUUCAGCAUGUUCUCUUUUUCUUAGAUUUUGGAACUUUUUUUAAGUGUCUUGGUUGCACCCUCCUCGCUGUCAACCAGACAGCCAGAAGGGUGCUCUUCUUGUCUCCUAUCACAAAGCAGAAGGCUUAUCAUAGACUAUGACAUAUAAAUGGGAAGAUUAUGAUUACUUGUUGCUUUUAAAAUAUAUUUAUUUAUAUUUAUCUUAGGUGCCAUACUCCAAGUGCAGUCUAAGUUGUCCAUUGGGGUUUCAAAAGGUGACAAUAUCAGGGAAGCCAACCUGUUGUUAUGAGUGUGCUCACUGUCCUCACGGGAAAAUCUCUAACCAAACAGGUACUGUAACUAGUUUGUAAUGUAUUAUAACAAAUCCAUAUGUCUUACAUAAAAUUAAAAUGUUUACAUUGAUGCUUUCUUUCAGAUGCUGUUGAGUGCCAUCAGUGCUCAUGGGAUAUGUGGCCGAAUCAAGAACAGGAUACAUGCCUACUGCGAGGUAUUGAGUUUCUUUCCUACAAAGACCUAAUGGGUGUCAGCUUAGCAGCCAUUGCCUUCUUCUCAUCUACAGUCCCAGUUUGCAUUCUAGUAAUUUUUUUCUACCACAGGACUACUCCAAUAGUUAGAGCCAACAACUGGUCCCUCAGUUGCCUUCUUCUAGUUUCCCUCUCCUUUUGUUUUCUAUGUUCCCUGGCUUUCAUCGGCUACCCACAACCUGAGAUGUGCCUACUGCGCCAGGUAUUUUUUGGGAUGGUUUUCACACUCUGCAUAUCCUGUGUCCUAGCAAAGACCAUUACUGUUGUAAUUGCCUUCAAAGCAACCAAGCCUGGCUCAAGGUUACAAAAAUGGUCAGGGAUCAAGGUCUCAUAUUGUGCUAUGGGAAUUUGUGUCCUUAUCCAGCUAUGUAUCUGUGUACUAUGGUUAUCGUGUUCCCCUCCUUUUCCAGAAUAUGACACUCAGACACUAUCUAGAGUCAUCAUUGUUACCUGUAACGAAGGCUUAUCAGGUGUUUUUUUCUGGAUAAUGCUUGGAUAUCUUGGACUUCUGGCUGCUAUCAGUUUUAUUUUUGCUUUCUUGGCAAGACACCUUCCAGACAGUUUCAAUGAAGCCAAGUUAAUCACAUUUAGCAUGCUGGCCUUUCUCAGCGUCUGGGUGUCCUUCGUUCCAGCUUAUUUUAGCGCUCGUGGAAAAAACAUGGUUGCCAUGGAGAUCUUUGCCAUCCUUUGCUCCAGCUGGGCUGUGGUUAUCUGUAUCUUUGUGCCAAAAUGUUUCAUUAUAUUAUUCCGACCCAACAUGAACUCCAGAGAGCAUCUCAUGAAAAGAGACAAAGUGCAAAAAUAAAAUACAAAUAGCUUUAAAAGUCUAUUACAAAAUAACUCAUCUAUAUUUUAUAAUAGUCAUCAACCCAUGAUUACAAUUAGAAUUUGCCAUGUAGCAGAAUAAAUACAAUUGUUUUAAUAGCAUUAUUAAACUUUUAUUUGUAAAAACCAAAAAAAAAAAUUAAAAAAAAUCCAUUAAAAAAAAUUAAAAAAAAUCCUUAAAUGACUUUUGUAUAUAUUAUAAUAGCUACCUAGCCAUAAUUAGAAGUAGAUUUUGCUAAGAGAUAGAAUAAAUAUUAUAAUUUCAAUAAAAUUGUUAAACGUUUAUUUGUAAAAAAAUAAACCAAGUGCUGAAACAGGAUACAAGUUAGCUAAACAAAGUUAAGCCUAUUGCCAUGGUGAACAGUAUUUUGGAGCAUGUCACGCCAUUAAACUAAGAGAUGUUCGGGUUAACUGGCUCAAGGAUACAUACGAGGGUUAGUACUUCCAUUUGCAUUUGUUGGGUAAUCAAAAAGUAUAUAUAUAUAUAUUUGUGAUUGGGAUAAAAAGGCCAAGGCAUCCAAUAAGGAUUGAGUUACACCAGUUGUAGUAAGUCGGUUGUGGUGUGCCGAAAGCAGCGAAAGGGGUAGGACUGAAAAAGAGGGCUCACAUAUCGAAAGAGUAUAACAUGGAUGAGGUGGGUGGGUUUCAAACUUAGGCAGAACGUCAGGAGGGAGCUGUGACGAGGGAGUAUAUAUCGGUCAGAUACAACUACAGGCAUCCUGCCUUAAUGUGUAGUUACACAUUCUUCUGAUGCUGACAAAGCUGUUAAAUCGGGAAACCGUGUUAUGACACAAUGCCUCCACUCAAUGCAACUUCUAUUUAUAGGAAAUCCACCACCCGGAGUAGCUGAGUACCCUCCACUUAAUAAUAACUCAGAGACAUGAGAUGCAUAAAUAGAAGGAAAUGCAGACAGUAAUAAUAGUAGAUAUAACCGUGCAGUUCCAUGCGAAUAAUACAAUCACAAUAAUAAUAAUAAUAAUAAUUAUACAAUACUGUUAGAUUCUGCAGAUAUCUCCACUUCUCUCGAAAAGAAAGAACAGACUGUCAUAGUGCUGCCUGGAGCUGUGGCUCCACCGCGGGCUAUGGACAGGCCGGCCCUGAAUCUGGUUACUCCAGGCCUGGAAGUUUCAAAUCUGGGCCUAAAUUUAAAAAUAUCCAAACUAUUUGCCCACUGUCAGUGAUGUUAACUGGUCAAACCUUAUUGGUGACUGGCCAGGGCUUGCUUCCCAGCCACCAUUUUAAAGUUUUAAAAAUAUUUAUUAAAAAGCCAGUAAAGAUAAAAAACAUAGAAACAUAGAAACAUAGAAUGUGAUGGCAGAUAAGAACCAUUCGGCCCAUCUAGUCUGCCCAAUUUUCUAAAUACUUUCAUUAGUCCCUAGCCUUAUCUUAUAGUUAGGAUAGCCUUAUGCCUAUCCCACGCAUGCUUAAACUCCUUUACUGUGUUAACCUCUACCACUUCAGCUGGAAGGCUAUUCCAUGCAUCCACUACCCUCUCAGUAAAGUAAUACUUCCUGAUAUUAUUUUUAAACCUUUGUCCCUCUAAUUUAAGACUAUGUCCUCUUGUUGUGGUAGUUUUUCUUCUUUUAAAUAUAGUCUCCUCCUUUACUGUGUUGAUUCCCUUUAUAUAUUUAAAUGUUUCUAUCAUAUCCCCCCUGUCUCGUCUUUCCUCCAAGCUAUACAUGUUAAGAUCCUUUAACCUUUCCUGGUAAGUUUUAUCCCGCAAUCCAUGAACCAGUUUAGUAGCCCUUCUCUGAACCCUCUCUAAGGUAUCAAAAUCCUUCUGAAGAUACGGUCUCCAGUACUGUGUACAAUACUCCAAGUGAGGUCUCACCAGUGUUCUGUACAAUGGCAUGAGCACUUCCCUCUUUCUACUGCUAAUACCUCUCCCUAUACAACCAAGCAUUCUGCUAGCAUUUCCUGCUGCUCUAUUACAUUGUCUGCCUACCUUUAAGUCAUCAGAAAUAAUCACCUCUAAAACCCUUUCCUCAUAUGUUGAGGUUAGGACUCUAUCAAAUAUUCUGUACUCUGCCCUUGGGUUUUUACGUCCAAUAUGCAUUAUCUUGCACUUAUCCAAAUUAAAUGCCAGUUGCCACAAUUCUGACCAUUUUUCUAGUUUACCUAAAUAAUUUGCCAUUUGGCUUAUCCCUCCUGGAACAUCAACCCUGUUACAUAUCUUAGUAUCAUCAGCAAAAAGACAUACCUUACCAUCAAGACCUUCUGCAAUAUCACUAAUAAAAAUAUUAAAGAGAAUGGGUCCAAGUACAGAUCCCUGAGGUACCCCACUGGUGACAAGUCCAAGCUUCGAAUAUAUUCCAUUAACUACAACCCUCUGUUGCCUGUCACUCAGCCACUGCCUUACCCAUUCAACAAUAUUGGAAUCCAAACUUAAAGAUUACAGUUUAUUGAUAAGCCUUCUAUGUGCAACAGUGUCAAAAGCCUUACUGAAAUCUAGGUAAGCAAUGUCUACUGCACCACCCUGAUCUAUAAUUUUAGUUACCCAAUCAAAAAAAUCAAUAAGAUUAGUUUGGCAUGAUCUCCCUGAAGUAAACCCAUGUUGUCUCUGAUCUUGAAAUCCAUGUGUUUUUAGAUGUUCAGCAAUCCUAUCCUUUAACAUGGUUUCCAUCACUUUCCCCACUACUGAAGUAAGGCUUAUUGGCCUAUAGUUGCCCGACUCCUCCCUAUUACCUUUCUUGUAAAUUGGCACAACAUUCGCUAACUUCCAAUCUUCUGGGACUACUCCUGUUAACAAUGAUUGGUUAAAUAAAUCUGUUAAUGGUUUUGCUAGUACACCUGUAAGCUCUUUUAAUAGCUUUGGGUGUAUUCCAUCAGGUCCCAUUGACUUAUUUGUCUUUACUUUUGACAGUUGAAAUAGAACCUCUUCCUCUGUAAACUCACGUGUAACAAAUGACUCAUUUAUCCUUUUUCUUAACUGAGGUCCCUUUCCUUCAUUUUCAUCUGUAAAUAUAAAAAAAAAUAUUCAUUGAGGCAGUCAGCUAGACCUUUAUCCUCUCCUACAUACCUUCCUUCUUUUGUUUUUAAUCUAACUAAUCCUUGUUUUACUUUUCUUUUCUCAUUUAUGUAUCUACAAAAUGUUGUAUCCCCCUUUUUUACUGACUGUGCUAUUUUCUCUUCUGUGUGUGAUUUGGAAGCUCUUAUAACUUGCUUAGCCUCUUUCUGCCUAAUCUUAUAGAUCAUUUUGUCUUCCUCACUCUGGUUUUUUUAUAAUUCCUAAAUGCUAACUUUUUGUUUUUAACUAUUUUGGCCACAUCUGUGGAGUACCACAGUGGUUUCUUGAUUUUUUUGCUUUUACUGACAAGCCUAAUGCAAUUUUCUGUUGCCUUCAAUAGUGCAACUUUUCAAUAAUCCCAUUUCUCUUGGACCCCAUUUAAAUUGCUCCAGUCUGAUAAUGACUCCUCUACCCAUACUCUAAUUUUAGAAAAGAUCCCAAUAUCACUACAAGGGAUUUUAUAAAUCUCCAUAUGCUCCCACCUUCCACCUGCCUUGAUAAAAAAUAGUGGUGGGUCAUCCUAAUGUACCCCCUGCCUCCACUCGUAAUAGGGGGAUAAUGGCAGAGAAGGAUUAAGAUCUCAUGGGGCCAUAGGCAAGGGUCACUUUAUGGUUAAUCCUACUCUGGGUGGCACAUACUAAAGAUAUUCCGAGAGGUACCUAGUCUCCCUCCCAGAACCCAGUUAUGGAUGGUGUGUGAAGGCUAUUAUAAUAAAAAGGGGGUCCUAACAUCUCCACUCUUUGCUGGCAGGUAGGGCUCUAAUAAUUAUAUUUCCAGAGGGGGGGGGGACCUAGCUCCACAAUAAUACAAAAGAUUGGGUGGACACUGCAUUGUCCACCCUCCUGAAUUUUGUGGUCUCACCCCUCAAGUGGCUAGAGCAGACCAAUUUCCAUUUCCUUUGUAGGGACAUUAUAUAUUCAGAGUGUCCACCCACUAACAAUGGGUAUAGGUUGGGGUUAGGACAUUAUGUCCCCUGGUAUAAAAUUAGUUGCCCCCACAAACUGGCACGUGGGGGGGGGGGCGUUAGAAUGUCAACCCCAUUUUUUUUUUUUUUAUUCCACCCACCCACCGGUCAUGGGUGGGUAGGGAAGUGUCCACCUCUGAUUAUUUAAUUUACAGGCCUCAUCCCGAGUUUUGCAAAUCUUCCAAAUCCUGUAUUUUGAAUAGAGUUUGGAUGUAAAAGCACUGAUUUCAAAAUCUGCAGAUUUGAUCUGGCUUUCUGUAUUUGGCUUUAGUAAAUAUGAGAAUUUCCUUUGCAUUGGUUGGAAUUUGGUCAUUUUCAUGAGAUUUUGACGAAAUCUGGUGUUUAGCGAAUAACCUUGCAUAUAGUCUCUUGUUAGCUGGGCCAAAAUAGCUGCACUAAAAUAACAGCUGACUUGGAGAAUGUUUCAGUUUCAACUAUUGUACCCUAAAAUUUGAAAUUCGGGGUUACUCACUAAAGUUAAAAUAUGUGGCAAAGCCACUCAAAUGCAUGCUAUGCCAUUAAGACUUUAAAAUCCAGGCAUUAUUCAGGUUUUUAUAAGGGACACUACAGAUCCCUUAGUUUGCUGAAAUGCUUUAUGUGUGAAGAAUGGGUCCUAUUUUUUCAUUUUACAUAAAGUGCAGAUUUCAAUAGAAAUUGGUAUGUUUGUAAAUUAAACUUUUUACACUGUAAUCGUUCCUGUUACUUCCUGGUUUGGUUAGCUCAGUGGACCAAAACUCAAGUGUCAGCAACUCGCCAAAGCACCUGCCUUGAAAAGACUUCUCAUUGAGCUGCACUGGGAAGUCUGUGAUUGGACAGCCACAGGAAGUCUGGGUUAGAAGGGGAGGACUUGCAAAGGCUGCAGACAAGAGAUUGUCAGGUUUUGGCAGCUGUUUCGAUAUACACAAAUGUAUGCAUGUUUCCAUUUUGGGUAUAUAUACAAAGCAGUGAUUUUUUUUAAAAACUUUUUUUUUUGUAAUUCGACAGUGUUGUGUCCCUUUAACAAUGUAUAGAUUUUGCUAUUCAGGCCCCAUAUGAACCUGGAUUUGGUCCUGAUUUUACCCAGACCGAAUGCUGCUGGAUGGCUGGAAUCUGGACCGAAUUAAUUAAAUCAGAUUUAAAAAAAAUAAGAACUAUUAAUCUAUUCAUACUUUGGAGGUGAGCAGACUUACUCAAGUUACCCGUGUUACUUAUUAAGAUUUUGGGCACCCAAAACCAGGUGGGAUUGAAAGCCAAGACUAAACCCACUAUAAAGGCUAACAUUGUGAAUUGGUCACAUGAAAGUCCUAAAUUAUUACUAAAACAGUAAAUUUUAUGUUAGCAGCAUAGUCAUGGGGUGCAAAUAUGUGUAACGUGUGUACCUUUGUAGAGAAUUAUUAUUAAGAAAUGUUCAGGAUCAACCAUAUUAUUAUCAUACAAUCACAUCUUCCUUCAAUGACUGUGUGUGAUGGCUUGUCCCUGAGUCCCUUAUAGCUUUCACUGGCGGGAAAUAGCAAAGGAGGCAAUAAUUAACAUCUUAACACUAAUUACUCUGUAGCAGCAAGGGGAUUUAUUUUAUCUAUAAAAAUAAAAAUCUUAUUUUGGCUCUGCGCACAGGUGGCACGGACACUCAGAAGGGAAAAUAUGAAGUAUGUACGGUUCUACUAUUUCAGAUUCAUCCAUGUGUGUAUGUGUGCGUGUUUGAAUGUGUAUAUUUGGGAGAAAUAGAUAUUAUCACAUGAAACAACUGAAAAAACCCAGACACAGAAUCUAUACCUCAGUAAUGUUCUCCAGUGCCGAAUGAGACUUUAAACGUACCCAUUAGAACACAAGAUAUGUCAGUUUUUAAUUAAUUUCCAUAUUAUAUGCAAGUCUCCUUCUCUGCACUCGUUUGCAACUUAAAAGGAUGCUCCAAGCACAAUAAUCACAUAUGCUCUCUGUGUAGGUUAUGGUGCAGAAAACUGGUGCAGGCUAACAGUUAAAGGGACACUGUAGUCACCAGAACAACUACAGCUUAAUGCCGGGGUCCUGGUGCGUAUAGCCUUUCAGAGAAAAGGCAGUGUUUACAUUGCUGAUUAAUAAAACUUCAAGCUGCAGUCAGUCAGAUGGCACUAGAGGUGCUUUCUAUCUCAGUGCUGCACAGUGUGAAUCACUGACAUUCAUUGUCUCCACACUCUGCAUGGAGAGGCUGAACGUUCCCCAUAGAGCUGUAUUGAUUCAUGAGGAGAUGCUGAUUGGUGCAGCUCUACGUUUUGGCGUGCAUGCUUUACAAUAGGAUUGAUGACCGCAGACAGGGAGGCAGGACCAGGAAAGACCAUCCGUAGAGACACUGGUGCAAUGUGGGAGAAAAGGUACGUUUUGUUUAAAACCUUUUCAAAAUGAUCUGAGGGGGGCUGGGAGCUAAUUAAUUAAACACUAUAGUGUUAGGAAUACAUGUUUGUAUUCCUGACACUGUAGAGAUUAUUUGAUCAUCUUUUCUGACAAUGGUGGGAUAACUGGCAGUAAAAUAGAUAGUGAAACUUGGAUUAUUCACUAAAGUGAGAAUUUAAUGUGAAUUCAAAGUGAAGGUCACAAUAGCUGAACUAGCUAUGCCCCCAGUUAAGUUAUUCUAAAUUUGAAAUUUUCUUUAAAUCCACUUUGAGUUCUCCGUUUAGUAAAUAACCCUGUCUGUCUUUUCCACAAAGGUUGUUGGGUCUUUGGAUAAACUUGGUUUUUGGUCUGGAUCACUCGGUAGUAAUUUGCUUUAUUCCGACAUGCUGGUAGAAAUAGGAUUGAGGGUUAGGAAAAACUAGUCUGACAUUCGUAGAUCCAGUAUUGCUCCCAAAUGACCAACUUGUUUUGUUAGCAUAAUUUGUCUUGUUUACCUAUUGUACAGCACUGCGCAAUAUAUUGGUGUUAUGUAGUUAAUUGGAACUGCACUGAAUUCAUUGCUGGUUGAGCAUCCAUAUACUCUUUGUUUGGCUGAUUUCUAUCCUCAGCUUAUCUGAUUACAACAAUAGCUUGUUUAGCUGGUAACUUUCCUUUCAUUGUAGGAUAUUAAAGGGACACUAUAGUCACCUGAACAACUUUAGCUUAAUGAAGCAGUUUUGCUGUAUAGAACAUGCCCCUGCAGCCUCACUGCUCAAUCCCCUGCCAUUUAGGAGUUAAAUCCCUUUGUUUAUGAACCCUAGUCACACCUCCCUGCAUGUGACUUGCACAGCCUUCCAUAAACACUUCCUGUAAAGAGAGCCCUAUUUAGGCUUUCUUUAUUGCAAGUUCUGUUUAAUUAAGAUUUUCUUAUCCCCUGCUAUGUUAAUAGCUUGCUAGACCCUGCAAGAGCCUCCUGUAUGUGAUUAACGUUCAAUUUAGAGAUUGAUAUACAAGUAUUUAAGGUAAAUUACAUCUGUUUGAAAGUGAAACCAGUUUUAUUUUCCAGGAAUGGUCUGUCAAUCAUAGCCAGGGGAGGUGUGGCUAGGGCUGCAUAAACAGAAACAAAGUGAUUUCACUCCUAAAUGACAGUGAAUUGAGCAGUGAAAUUGCAGGGGAAUGAUCUAUACACUAAAACUGCUUUAUUUAGCUAAAGUAAUUUAGGUGACUAUAGUGUUCCUUUAAGAUUUUUGUUCUCUUUUUUUUCUGUUCCAGUGUGAAAAUUAAUAUUUAUUGGUCUUUAUGGCACAUUGUCAUGUCCUAUAUCUUGUCAGCCACCCAUUUCGAUCACCUGGGCUGCAAACUUCAGGGAUCUAAUUUGCUUAGACACUUGGAGGAAGGAGACAUCCUAAUAGGUGCCGUGCUCCCCUUUCAUAUAGAUAAAUAUUUGGAUAGGACUAAAAUCCAGUUUACAGAACCUCCUCGACAGGAACCAUGUCAAAUGUAAGAUUUUCCUUCCCUUGGUUUUCUUUCCAUGUGCCUUAUUUGUUGGUCCAAAUCGGCUCUGCUUCUUUGCAUGUUUUCUGUGUGAUCUUUAUAAAAUGUUUGCAAUAAGUGAAGCUUAAGCAAUGUUCCAUAUCAGCUGCUAAACCAAUUUACCCACAAUGAAUCAAUCAAAAGUAUCCAGCAAUAGGGGAAUCUAUAGACUUCAUGGACAGAGGAGAACAAAAUGGGCGCGCCUGGGCAUUGAGAUCUGGCACAAGAAUAAAAGUGGAUAAGUAAAAAUAAGGCAAUUGACAAAGAUGGGGUAUAAUCCGAGGGGCGUAAGUAAAAAAAAAAAAAACUGAAAGAAAAAUCCAUUUUCAUACCUAUCAAAAUAUUUCACAUACUUAUUAUCAAUCCUACUCACUUUUUCUAUAAUGCAGAAAUCACCUGUUUGAUAUAAAUCUUUGACUAUAUCCUGUUUUCAUAGCAUAUACUUUAUGGCAUAGGCUAUUAUUAACACAUCUAUAUAUCUUCUUCCAGUCACCAGGUAUUGUUCCUGUUUAUGAUUAUAUACUUGAUUUUCUCAUUGCGUUAUUUGAGCACACUCUUAUUUUAUUUUUUUCAGUAGAUAGAUCCAAAGUUUAUUUUCACCAAUUUUACUCUUAGAUUUAGGAAUCACAGAUUCCUACAGUUCUGUGCUAUGAGAUUUGCGUUACAAGAGAUCAACAGGAGUCCCACUCUGCUCCCAAACCUGACGUUGGGUUUCCAAGUUUAUGACUCAUGUGCAGGACUUCAUGAAGAGCUGGAUGGGACCCUGAAGAUGCUAACAGGUCAAAGGCAAGGAGUCCCAAAUUUCUUUUGUAAGGAAUUGCCCCUUGUGUCUUCAGUCAUUGGACAUUCAACUUCUACUUUCUCUAUUCUCAAUGCCCAAGUGUUGGGAUUAUACAGAUAUCCACAGGUAAGGGGUAUACUAAUCGUUCUGAAAUACUUUACACUGUUUUAUAUCCAACCUAAACUAGUAACUAGCACAGAGCACACAAAAGAGAGACAUGUCUUGUUAAAUCAUAGUAGUUGUUCUUGUUUCAGGAAAUUGGCAAAAUGUAUACACUGUGUCGAUAUAUGAUUUAGGUGCGUCUGUAUUCAAAUGACUUUAGAAUAUUUCAAAAAUACAGUAAAUUGAAAAAUUGCAUUUACACAAUAUAUACACAAUAUAUAUUCAUGUUAACUCUCUUUUGUUUUCUGUUUUUGGCUAUAUUUUUUUGUUAACCUAGGUAAGUUACCUAUCAACCAGUUCUAUCCUGAGUGACAAAACACAGUUCCCUUCCUUCUUCAGGACUGUCCCAAGUGAUUCCUUCCAGUCCAAGGGUCUGGCACAGCUCGUGUUAUACUUUGGAUGGACAUGGGUUGGGUUAUUAGCUGUUGAUGAUGACUAUGGACGUCAGGGCAUUCAGGUGAUUAUGCAGGAGCUCUCCAGAGGUGGCGCUUGUGUGGAAUUUGUGGAAUAUAUAAUGACCAACAAUUUGGAACAAAUUUCCCACUUGACAAAACUCAUCAAGCAAUCCACAGCCAAGGUUAUUGUUUCUUUUACCGAAGAUACUGAUAAUGUUUUCCUUUUGGAAGAAAUGCUGAGACAAGAUGUAACUGGUAAAAUAUUUGUGGCCAGUGAAGCUUGGUCUAUCUCAAAUUUGUUGUCCAUUGCAAAAUAUUCUUCACUUCUCUCUGGCUCAGUUGGUUUAUCUUUUCAUAGUGCAACCAUUUCAGGGUUUGGAGAGUUCUUAAACACUAUUCAUCCCACCAACUUUGAAGAUGGUCCGUGGACUAAAACAUUCUGGGAAAAAUAUUUUGGGUGUAAAUUUUUAAACCAGACAUUGCUUACAAAUUCACAGAAUGAUUCCCCGUUGUGUUUGGGAAAUGAGAGCAUUUUGAAUACAUUCUAUGAUGUAUCAAACUUAAAUGCUGCAUACAACCUUUACAUGGCAAUCCAUGUCAUUGCUAAGUCCUUAGAUGAUAUGAGAACAUGUCAGAAAGAUAAAGCACCAUUUAAUAAUGAAAGUUGUGCUGACAUUCAGCACUUUAAACCAUGGCAGGUAAGGACCUGGUUGGUAUUUUCAAAUUUCAGGUAGACUUUGCCUUUGAGGUAGACUUUGAGACUGUGAGGGAUAUGUACGGCUGAUGGAUAGUUUAUAUAGUAGAUGUUUAAGGAAUUUAAUAAUGCAUUCAAUAAGAGACAGUGAGUGGGGAGAUGAAGAGUGGUGGCCGGCACAACACUUGGUUAAGAAGCCCUAGACUCUGGCAUUAAAAAAACACUGUGGAAAAUAUAUAAGUGGUUGAAUGACACAAAGGAGACUGACAGUCACAAGAGCUAGUUCUAAAAGCUAGAGGCAUGGUAGACAAAAGAAAGGGACAAACAAUACAAUGUUUACAUAGAUGGGAACUGAGAAAGAGAAAAGUCCUGGACUUCCCUGGUGUUUUCAGGGAUUCCACUAGAAAUACAGGAUGUUCAUGCCAUCCUAAUGUCUCUAAAGUCCAGUCAGUGAAGGACAACAUGGAAGGUCCUAACAGAGGGAAGGGUUGAAGUAAUUGUGGGGUUAUCCAAUCUAAAUCUACACACUUGUGACAAUGUUCAACAAUGACCUGCCCAUUUCAUUAGGCUCACAGUACAGCCCAACCAAUACAUACAUUUCAUGGAAAUCCCAGAAUAAUCCACUUUAUGUGGUUUACAGCUGUCGCACUACAUCCAGAAUGUACAUGUGAAACUAAACAAUGGAAAUGAAUUCUUCUUCGAUCAAAAUGGUGACCCACCUGCGGUAUACGAUAUUGUAAAUUGGCAACUAAAUGCAGACCACACAAUGAGACAAGGGAAAGUGGGAAUAUAUGAUACCACUCAGUCUAAUGGGGAUGCUCUGUUUAUUGAUGCAAGUGCUGUGAGGUGGGCAUCUGGCCAAUUACAGGUAAAAUGUGCAUAUUUUUAAAUUCUUAGUUUAUUUAUGAAGCACCAAUACCUCUUUUAGCACCAUGUAUUUAAUUUGUUUGUUCACUAUUCAAAGCUCGCUGAACAUGCUUCCCUCUGAUGUACUCUGCAUAUAUUCUUCUGCCUCUAACUAUGGGAAUAUGAACAAGUGUCUCUUUUUAAUUAAACGUCAAUGGCAAAGUUUAAAUACUUGUAUGUGCAGCAUGACCUUGGAAACUCAAUGUGGACCAUUCUGGUCAUAAGCUAAUGCCCAGAUUUACCAGUGUAGGGCAAAGAAAGGCUACCAUCUCAAUUAUUUUACUAAUACUUUUAAAGUUCAGAACAUCAGAAGACCGGUGCAUGUCAAUGUCAAGAUUACUUACUUGCUAGUAUUUCCCCUAACAUAGUUCAACAUCAGCCAUGACCUUCUCAGCUUAGCUCUUCAUUUAGGGCAGGAGCUGAGAUGUGAAUGCCAGAAUAGUUUAUAAUGUAUCUGCUGAUAAUGUAAAUACCCACAGGAAUUGUGGCCAGAUGUUUCAUUUCUGAUUUUUACUUUGGAUUUCCAAUCAUAACCAAGCUUUCAAUGUGCCAACACUGAAUAUGUGUUUUUCAAUAUCCAAAAUAUUUUUUAUUUAUGAAUUUUGCAAUGUGAGUUUUGUAUUAAACAUUUUUUCAUGUUUGACUUUUCCUUUAUUAAAGGGGAAUUCCAUUGUCCAAAUACAAAAUAAGCAUCAUUGUUUGAUGUGCUUUUAUAAUGUAGGUUCCUGUGUCUGUCUGCACCCAGAGCUGUCUUGCUGGUUUUAGAAAGGUGUUACGGAGGGAUUUGCCUGUCUGUUGUUUUGAGUGUGUUCCCUGUCCUUUGGGUGAGAUUUCCAACAGGACAGGUAAGUGUAUUCAAGGAAAAUGGUUAACCUUGUCUUAUAAGUACAAACAAGUGUUGUGCUAUAAAGAUAUGAUAUUGAAAUAAAAACAAAAAUUAAAAAGAAUUAAAAGCAUAUAAAAUUUUAAAUAUAACAUUUAAACAAUAACUAAUGAGCAAAAUGUUUAUAUAUAUAUAUAUUUAUAUAAGACAGGGCUCCUAUACUCCGACCGAGUACAUCUGCCAAAUCUGCCUCCUUGCCACUAUCAAGGACUGCUUCAGACCCAGUCGCUAAAUUUUGACUGGGUUUACUGAGGGCCUUUUUCACCCUGGACCAGGCAACUGUGAUUAUUGCUCUGGAAACCCUUUCUCCAGCAGCGCAGUGAUCUUAGCCCUGUCCCCAAACACCAGAUGACAUUUGGUGAAGGUUAUAAACAACAAUUAGGUUUUUUGAAAAAAAAAACACAUCUAUUUAUAUCUCCACAGCCUCAUUUGAAUACAGUAAGGUUACAGGGGUACACAAACUUUUCCUCUAGGUUCUCCACUAUAACCUCCUCCCAAAAAGCACAGUGGGUACAAGCCUACCAAUAGCAGUAACCAGUUACUGCUCUACAAAGCUUAAUUACAUUAGUGUAAAUGCAGUACUGUGGUACAAAUAAGUGUGGGGACAGACCAUAACAAGGGCUAAGUACCACAUGGGGGAGUUAAGAGAGUGACAGGGCAGCCAGCUUGAACUGGUCUGGAAUUGCCCCUGGAACAAUGGGACAACAUCCAACUGCAAAAACUGUAAGGGGUAGGGGGAAAGGCAAAUAAAAUCUGGACAUCAAUACAUUAAUUUUAAUACAUAUAACUAAAUCAUAUGGGGAAACAUACAGGCACUCAUAAUAACACAAUAUAAAACAAUAGACAGAGGGUCACUUGGGAUUCUAUUACAAAUAUAACAAGCAACCAGGAACCCACUCCCAUAGGGAUAACAGCCCUUUCUAGGGGCUCCUGCGACAAGGCCAAAGGUCUGUGGGCAGGAGGCUAGCUUUUACACAUCUCCCGAAGGCUGUGGCCCGGUAGCUUCCACCACAAAUGUUUUCAAUAGCAGAUAAAAAAAAAUGCAGAACAAGUUUAAUUUAUAAGAUUUAAAAUUUUAAAAUGUAUUUUCUCUUUUGUGGUUACUUUUAGACUCAGUUGUCUGUUUUAAGUGUUCAUGGGAUGAGUGGCCCAAUGCCCAGAAAGACAGAUGUCUUCCAAAGAACAGGGAGUUUCUCUCCUUUGAAGAGCCUUUGGGUGCUGCUCUAGCUGUUACAGGUGUUAUCUCAUCCUUGCUGCCAAUUUCCAUCUUUGGACUUUUCAUGUAUUAUAAGAACUCCCCAAUAGUAAGAGCUAACAACUUCUUUUUGAGUUGUCUUCUUCUAAUGUUGAUGUCCCUCUGCUUCCUCAGCUCCUUACUCUUUAUAGGUUACCCUCAGUCUGAGAAAUGUCUUUUGCGACAAGUUGCAUUUGGCACAGUCUUUACACUUUGCAUCUCUUGUAUUUUAGCCAAAACCUUCAUGGUGGUUUUUGCAUUCAUGGCCACAAAACCUGGUAGCAGUUUAACGAGAUGGGCAAGACCCAGCGUUUCCUAUAUAAUAAUAGCUUUAUCCAGCUUCUUACAAUUAGUGUUGUGCAUCUCCUGGAUCUCAUUUGCCCCACCUUUCCCAGUAGACAACACUCAAAUCCAACCAGGAAUUAUCAUUGUUGAAUGUAACGAGGGUUCACCCACAGCUUUCUGGUUCAUGUUGGGAUAUCUUGGUCUCCUGGCCACCACCAGUUUCUUUUUUGCCUUCUUGGCCAGAAGCCUUCCAGACAGCUUCAAUGAGGCCAAAUCUAUCACCUUCAGCAUGCUGGCCUUCCUCAGUGUGUGGGUGUCCUAUAUCCCGGCUUCUCUCAGUUCUAAAGGAAAGUACACAGUGUCCAUGGAGGUUUUUGCUAUUUUGUCUUCAAUUUGGGCCUUGCAGAUUUGCAUGUUUGUCCCAAAAUGUUUUAUUCUAUUGUUCAGACCCAACAUGAACUCAAAGGAACAACUUAUGAUAAAACGUAAGAGAUAACAUGAUAACGCCAACGUUUCCUUUUUUUAAAUUUGACAUUAACAUUGGACGUGGAGAGAUUAAUGGCAUAGGACUAAUCGAUUAUUAAUGUGCGUCUCUAUUUUAAAAACCCCCUCAAUGUAUUACUAAGUAAAAGUUCUUCUUCAUUAAAAUAUUUUUAGUGUUUGACUUUUCCUUUAUUAAAUGGACAUUCCAUUGUCCAAAAACAAAAUAAAUAAAUAAUUGUCUCGUGGCAGGUGAGCUUUUACUUGAAAGGCCAUUAGAAUGAUACUAAAAAAAACUCUAGUUAUUUAUCUAAGAUAAUGCUAAUAUCUCCCACCACACUGUUAGGUUAAAUGCUAUAUAGUUCACUACAAUAAACCCAGAACACUUCAGCUAUAUCUUUAGUGUUAUAAUUAAAUGUACCAGUCAUAUCCUUGAUCCUUGAUAUAUAUGUUUUAUUUUGUUGUUUUUGAAUUUCCAGUGCUACUUGUCUACCAGGCUUGUUAGCAUACAUAACAGUUGUCAAUUAGCUUGAAAUUAUAGCAUCCUACAGGUCCAUAAUUAAUUUAUUCGAGAGCUUAGAAUUUUCACGUCACUGAAAAUUAAAGUAUUUCUUUCUAUCUUUCCUAUUGUACAUAUUUCUAUUAAAGUAUCCACCUUCUUGUUCUCUCUCUUUUUGUUUUUUCUAAAAGUUCUUAAUUUAAUUAGAUGUCUUCUUAAUACUACCUUAUGAACCUCCCAUAACGUUGUUUUUUUUAAUGUCUGGAUUGUCAUUUUCUAAGAAAUAAAGUUUAAUACAACUUCAAAUAUCUUCUACUUUAUGAAUAUCAUCAAGAAUAUCUUCUACAUUAUAAAUAUUAUCAAAAAGAUGGUUGUUUAAGUUCCCAUUUAAAUAUUUAUAUGAAUCAGUUACCAGUUCUAGAUUACUCAAGACAGGAGCAUGAUCGCUCCAAGUAAUAUUACCAAUAGAUAUGUUUUUGAACAGAUCUAAGUGAUGGUGAGAUAUCAAAACAAAGUCUAUAUUUUUGAUGCACUCGGGACAAAUAAGUAAAAUCUUUAGUCUGUUAGUUAUGUACUCUUCAAGGGUCAAGGGUCUAUUAACUGUGCAGCAAGUAAAAUUCUCUUAACCAUAGGAAUAUUAGAAUACGAUAGAUGUGAUCGACCAUCAAAGGAGUCCCUUUCAGGAUCUGACACCAUAUUAAAGUCCAUCAGAGGAGUUCCUUUCAGGAUCUGACACCAUAUUAAAGUCCAUCGGAGGAGUCCCUUUCAGGUUCUGACACCAUAUUAAAGUCCAUCAGAGGAGUCCCUUUCAGGAUCUGACACCAUAUUAAAGUCCAUCAGAGGCAGUGAAGGCCUGGCAGAGCAUCACCAGGGAUGAAACCUAGCGUCUGGUGAUGUCUAUGCGUUCCAGACUUCAGGCUGCAAUUGACUGCAAAGGAUUUGCAACCAUGUAUUAAAAAGUGAAAGUUUGAUUUAUGACUGUUAAUCUGUCCCAUUACUUUUGGUCCCUUGAAAAGUGGGAGGCACAUAUACAAACUGUUGUAAUUCCUACACCGUUCACCUGAUUUGGAUGUAAAUACCCUCAACUUAAAGCUGAAAGUCUGCAGUUAAAGCACAUCUUGUUCAUUUCAUUUCAAAUCCAUUGUAGAGCCAAAAAGAUUAGAAUUGUGUCGAUGUCCCAAUAUUUAUGGACCUGACUGUAUAAAUUUAGACUGUGCUUUGUUAGGAGCAUAUACACUUGUCAAAUAUAUUGUUCACUGUCCAAAUAGUAAUUUAACAAAAAUAAAAUAACGUUCUUGGUCUUUUAGAGUUUCCUUUAACUCGAGAGGAGUAUCAAUAUAAAUCAAUAUUGCCACCGCCCUUGUCCUGUUUAUUUAAGGACAUGAGUAUAGAUCUCUAAAUGAAUUCUGUGUCAAUUUAUUAAUAUGUGUAAAUAGAUCAUUUCAGUGGUUAGUAGAUAACCCCCUUUAAAGUCAUAUAGGGGUAUAAAAAUAUAAAACCAAAACUGUAAUAUCACAAGUAGUCUUGUUGGUAAAACUUAAGUAAUGAUGACCAAAAGUCAGUUAAUUAGAGUCACUUGUAGGGAAGGUGGUCUAGAUCUUGUAUACAUCAAUGUUGAACCAUGUAGUGUGCUGGGUAUACCUUAAAGCAAAAAACAUCAAAUAUAGUGUGACACUGUAUAAAAUAACACCAUAUGUUUAAUACCCCAGUACAAUUCCCCCCAAAUAAGGAACUCUUACAUCAUAAGAGUACAAUGUGGUACUUAUCUCUAAGGACCACAGUAGUAGCUCAAUACACAACAGCUUCUCCUCAUAUAGCAGCUCCCGGUUCUCAAGAAAAGACAGCGUCUGCCUCGUGCACUAAGGCAGGCUGUCCAUGAUCCAAGGUGGAAGAACGCUGGGGGUGAAUCCUGUUGAACACUGGAGCCCCUUCAGGGGUAGCAAGUUUCAGAGCUUGAGCGCGAGCACCUGCAACGCGUUUCGCCCUUCUUCUGAGGACUUUAUCAAGAUAGGUGCAACGGCCGUUGCCUGUUGGUUAUAUACUUUGCCGGACAAACACAUUUGAAAGUUCUUAUAGACAUAUGUCUGUAUAAUAAAAUAUACCUGCAUGAUAAAAUGUGUGAUUGCUUACACCAAUAUUGUACAAUUAUUUCCAGCAAUGAUAAUGUAUAGAAAACUGGCAUUAUUGUCUAAUACAGAUUUCUGAUUGGGCUUUGUCAUACCCCGCAUUUUCUAUUACUAUUAAACCAGUCAUACAAUGUAUUAAUCAUGCAUAUAAAAAAUGGAGAAACUUGCAUAAUCUGUGAUAAACUAUUUCAAUGAUUCCACUACUGUCUUGAUGUUAUUAAAUAUACAAGAAUACCUUUGAGUUCGUUCUUACUCGUUAACAUUAUAUCCAGAGCGAUACAUUUUGCACAUGUUCAUUUUUAUCCAAUUGAAAUAAAAUCACUGUAUCGCAAGAGAAACUGACAGGCACAUUAGAUGUUAUAUUUAUCAUUAGAUUGUCUAACUUCCCAUCUCGUUAUUGCCGAUAUUCAUAAGGGUUUUAUGUGCAGCUUUAAAAUAAACGGGGAUUCCGUAAUGAAUGUUCAUAUUAUUAACUAGAUCGAUGUAGGAGAUUUUACUAUUUCCCCUCGGGUUUAGUCAUGAAUGAAUGUGCUGAAGGAUAAACUGAACCCUUUCCCGAUAUUGAGGUUCUCUCUUUGUACAAUUCAUAAAUGUCCUCCCCUAGGGUAUGAUACAUAUGGAUCACUUGUUCAAUAGGAUUAGGUGUAGACAAUAAACUGUUCACUUUGGGGAGUAUUUAAACAGAGGAUUUUCUUAAAAAGGAAGGAUUCUUUACAGAGAGGAUUUCUUCAUUUAAAAGGACAGUCUCCAAUAUAUUUAAUAUAUUUAAAAUCUUCACAUGAAUAGGCCGUCAUAUACUUCUGCGCCUCCUAUAGUAGUAAUUAUCUACGUUUCUAUUCUCCACCUUCCUGGUCGUAUUUGUUUCCAGGGCUGGAGAAUAUACUCAAUUUACUCAAUAAGAGAUACUUGUAUUUAGUAAAAAAAAAUUAAUAAAGCAUAAGCAAGUGAAAAUCAAAAUAAAGAUGCAAAUGCAAAUAAAAAUAGCAGCAAAGUUCUACUGUUGUGGUGGAAAUUUAAAAUGUCAGAACAUGCAUAAUGACAUGGUACCUCCCAUAACUAGGAGCAGGAACCUAAUCUUUUUAUGCGUGUAAGGAAAAAUGUGCAGCCUAGUGUAUUCUACUUAUCCCUCCUAGACGCAUCAUACAACCUUAAAAUCCAAACACUACAAUAAAUAAAAAUAGUAAAAGUUACUAACAAUAUGAUGUAGCCGUCCUAUACUAUUCGGGAUCUCAUCUUAGUUGGUAUAUUUGGGGACAAUAAAUUAGUUAUAGUCACAAUUUAUUAGUUAGUUCUAGUUCUGCAUUUAGACCUGAAGGUGCCAGAGUUUUUAAGUUGUAGAUCCAAAACAUUUCCCGAUAGGUUAAAAUCUUGCUGAGCUCUCCUCCUCUCCAUGGUGCUUCCACUUCCUGGGUACCACAGUAUGUGAGUAAUGUCGGGUCACUAUUGUGGUGUGUUUUAAAGUGGCUGGCAGCAGUUGUGACUAAAACAAUUUUAACGGAUGUGAAAUACUGCUUAGGGUACAUUUUAUUGGGGCAUGUGAUCUUGGAGUUUGCCCUGAGACAUACAGAACAAACGUGCAACAGUCUGCAAGAACUUAAACCACCAGAUCUGGGCUUUCCCAAGAAAAACAAUAGGCUGACCUAAUUUUCCCUUCAAUUAUCUUUGUUAAGCUUGUGGUGGGUUAUUAGUAAGACUAGUGGUAGUUGUAUUAGUAGGGCAUAGGUUGGUGGAAUGUGAUGUAGAAGCAUGCUGGUGUCCUGAGGCCUGCAAAAAGCUUGCAAGUCAAAAAGUAAUUUUUUUUUAUACUGAACUGCACCAAGGCUACCUCCACCUUGGCUGUAAAGGUUCGUGGUAGUCAUAGAAUGCAGAGCCCCUCUAUUUGUAACCCAGACCAACCAACCUGUACAAAUAUAAAUCGAAUUCUUCACUAAGGUGUGGGAAACUGGAGCAUACUACAUCUCUGUAAAUACCAAAAACUAGUAGAAUUCGGGAAUAGAUAACUUUUUGUUCAGCCAUGGAUCUCUUUCUACAAGAGAACCAUAAUUAGAAUUACCUGUUUGAACUGGCUUGCUGACUAAUGCCAAGUGGCAAAAAAGAUUAACUAAGUGGCUUGAGAUGCUCUAUCUAUGCUUGGGUUGAGGGGAGCUGAGGCCACCGAAUGAUGUGGUGGGAUGUAGGCCUCUUAGUGACAAGUAUGAGCAUAAUAUAGUGUGGGAUUGGCAGGUGAGGCCCUAACUAUGAAACCUUGUGGGGCGCUAGCUAUGAUUUGGGAUGAGGUAUGACCUCUAAGUUAAGGUAUGGAAGGCCUAGAGACCCAUAGAAUUGGGAUUCUUACAUUACCUUAUAGCCAGUAAAGAACUUAACCUUUACUAAUUAUAAUGUAAGAAGUCGGGUUGAAUUGAGUCGUAAUUUGAAACGUACCUGUUGGAAUUGAGGCUGAUUAAUGAAUUGAGCUCCAAGUCUAAAAUAAAAAGAUAUUUUAGAAGACAUGACAUAAGUAUAUAAUACUAGAAUACAUCUAGACUAACGAUGAACAAUAUUAAAAUGCUACUAGAAUUAUUAAAGUAACUGUUAGGGGAAUAAUGAAACUUCAAGAUUAAUAUGGAAACCAAGAAUAGAAUAAAUAAUAUAUAUAUAUGGAUAUUUUAAAUAGUUAUAUUAGACAUAUGGAAAUCAUUUAACACCUAAACUGCCAUACGGGGCAUAAAACAUUUACCAAUAACUUACUAGGUUAAAAAUGCAGAGGUUUCUGUUAACUGAUACCUAAUGACAGGAUAGUGGAACCUAGAAUAACUAAUAGAAUGUAUAGAAGCGUAAGAAGCACAAUUUGUUGACUUGUAAGUGUUAGUAAAUCGUAUGGGGACCCACAACUUAUGCACACUCCUCCUAAUACACAUACCUACAAGUUUGAUAAUUGUAUUCAUAUCAGAAGAUCAAAGUACGUACCAACCUCCAGGAUUUGGGUGUAUAAUAUGCAUGUUGGAUAACCAGUAAUGAUGUUGAGUAAUGUAAAAAUUCCCAUCCUUUAUAUCUCAAGAUUAUGGCAAUUCUAUAUAUGAUAUAUUUGGUAAUGGUUGAACUUUAAUAUUAUAAUUUCUAAUAGUACCAAAAUGAGUUUAAAUUUAUUAGUAAUGAAAAUACUUUGAAAAAGCCUGUCAUAGGUGAAACGCGUUGUUAUCAUCAAGUGUUAUUAUAAUUUUUUUAAUACCUUUUAUUAUCUCCAAAUAAAGCCUAUAGUUUUAUACUACUUUGGAGAUUCCAGACCUAUCUUUGAAAAUAUAUUUUUAUCCUUAAACUUUAUCCUGAAGAUUCGCACAGGUUGGCUUUUUACUUUUUCUAACUGUCUGUCAUUUUAAUAAAUCAGGUUUAAGACAUGCGUGUGAAGACAUACCUAAAAACACUAACCGCUUCACCGCAACUUUUCUGCCGGAUAUAUGCAAGAGACUGCCUCCCCUGCCUGUUACCUUGCCCCCCUCCUCUCCUCCUCUCAACUACAAAAUUUGCAAGGUGAAAAACUCUUUUUUUACUGUACCUGACCUAUACCCACGUGGAUAGAGCUGAUAAUCAGAACGCGAGGCUGUAUUAUGGCAUUGGGGACUGGAUGUGCUAAGCAGCCAGAAGGUAAAAUAUUUUUUUUAAAAAGUCUGUGAGUAGCAAUUGGAGCAUAAAAUAUUUUUUGCCGAUAUUUAUAUGCAUUAAAGCUCUCCAAAGGGAGCAUUCAUUUUUUUUUUACCCCAUCCCUCAGCCUCAAAAAAAAAAGGAGACUAUUUCCCUUGCUUGCUUCCUCCCCCAUCUUCCCAGUUACAGAUAAAUCUAAAAAAUUGCACUUGUGUAGAUGUAUAUGUUAAUGGGACAAUCUGCCUACCAUUUGUAAAAGUAGACGCUCCAGAGUAUCUCAUAAGGUGCAUAUUGUGCCUUAACAUGCCCCCAUUUUUUCACCAAUAUAUGCCAAAUUAUGUGGUAAAAAAUAAUUUUGUGCGUUUUUUACAUAUGGAUUGCAUUUUUGCUGGGAAUUUUGUAUAUUUCACACGUGCCACUAAGUUCAAACCCCCCAAAUUAUGUUCAGCUAAGUCUUCUGAGUAAAAAGACACCCCAAUGAAUGUCUUUGGCACUAUUUCGUGAAGCUACAGUUCCAUAUAGGAGACCAAGCCAUAUCAGUUUUUACCGAACUUUGAAUUUUGACGCUGGACCUAUGUGCUAUUUCCAAGCAUCUUGGCAGGUUUUAAAUUCAAACUACCCACAAAGGCCUACCAUUUCUUAAAGUAGACACCCCAGGGUAUUUCAAAAGGUAUAUUCUAAACCUUAGUGCAAGAUCAUUUUUUUGUUAGUUUGUACCAAGUCUAGUUGCAAUUAGCAUUUUUUUCUGCCUUUUUGACACACACUUGGAGAUGUUACUGUAUAUUUUGCUAUCCUUAUGUGUUCUACGGCAGUAUAACACCUAAUGUGUUGCUCAGCUAUGUCCUCUUAGUGCAACAAUGCCCCCAUGUGUACCUUUUUCAGGGUUAUGUGGAUGUUGAAGGGGCACAUUGGAGACACUCCACUUUCUUAUUUUUCAAAAAUGGAUGCUGGGCCCAAGUCUCAUUUUAGCAGCACAUGACUGCAAAUUACCUCUCAAAGGCCACAUAUAUUUUAAGUAUAAGAAGCUCAUCAAUUCAAAUUAUGAACAAGUGCAUACUAUUUGCUGUGAAAAGGGGGAAUAGUUGGGGUAAACUUAUCUGGGGGUAGUACCCAGUCAUCUGCGUCCCAUGCAAAGCUGUCAUGGAUUCCCAAACCAAAACACAGACAGACCACAAAGAGAUAGAACACAGAGAGAGAAACUUGUAAUACCGGUCCUUAGAAUAGCCGGGCUAUACAAGCAGAGAAUUGUCAAGGUACAAGCCAAAGGAGUAAAGAGAAAUGGAACAAUGAUAGGACAAACCGAGGUCAAGGAUCAGAGAAGACAGGAUAAGCGGGAGACAAAGCCAAGAUUCUGUAACCAAUCAGACAGAUGACUAAAAAUCACACCCCAAAACUGGUCUACUUAUUCGGCCUGGGUGUAAAAUUUUUUAAAACAGUGGCCAAUACAUAGGCAAGGCUGAGAGGGGCAAUCAGGGCAGUAAUAGCUGUUCUCAGCUCUUACGCCUCUCUUGUAACACACCCUGCACCUUUUCUGGGGGUUUUUUUGUGGGGUUGGGGGUUGGUGGAAUCUUAAAGCACAAGUGACCUGCCUCCAUUCUUCUUCUAGGCUCCACUGAUGGUCUCCUUGUGUGGCACUCAAGCAGCCCAGAAAUGAGCUCAAACUGGAAUGAAAGAAAAGUGCUUUUCAGCCCAGUAUUUGCCUUUUUAAAAAUGACAAAGGCAUUGUGGGUUGCCAUCUGCAUCAGAUAUAUGCCCACUUUUUUAUACCAUGUCCUGGUCUUUCGCAUGAUCAAAUACGGCUGCAUCAGUUGAUCGGACAGGUCAACGCCCCCAUAUGUCGAUUUAUUGAGGGUAUAUAUAGUGGCAAAUUUACUGUUAAAGUGGGCAAUUAGAGGGCGUAUUUUAUAAAGAAGAUCAUACUGCGGAUGACCUUUUGGGGGGCACUUGUUAUUGUCACUGAAGUACAUAAAUUACAGUAUGUCUUCAUAUCUUUCCCUCGUCAUUGUCUCUGCAAAAAUGGGGGUAUUGCAAACAGGAUGUUUAGACCAAUACAUCCUAAUUGUGGGCUUUUUAAUUAUCCCCAUUAACAUGGUCAGUGCCCAGAAUUGUUUCAAUUCUGGCACCCUGGUUGGGUUCCAUCUUUUUUUCCUGGAGAUAAGAGAGUCUGGAUUGCGUGCCAAUAAUAGAGUCUGGAUUGCGUUAACGCUGGGUGACUAUCUCCCCCAAAAUCACAUCCCCCAAGAACAGCUGCAUAAAAUCUAGCGCACUAUAGCCAGAAAGGUCAGCCUGUAUGCCAGGAUUGGCUGUAAACUCUGGGAUGUCUGGGGAAAAAUUAUUAGGGGGUACCCAGUCAUCUGCGCCUGAUGGUCCUGCAGUAUCUGACACAUAGUCCCUGUCCCCUGUGUCCCCUGCAUAACUCCCUGCAUCACUCUAUGAGGCAGUGUCUGAGUCGGCCGCUAACAGGGCAUAAGCCUCCUCUGCACUAUACUUCCUGAACAUUGUUAAAUACAAUUAACACAGCUAGCAAAACUUUAACUAAAUAACUAAACUUUUUUUAAUUCCCUAAUUCCCACUAAAUUCCACCCACCCAAGUAACUAAAUCACAAAUUAAUAAAAUCAAAUCAUAAAAUGUAACCCUUUAGGGUUACAAAAAACAUAAAAUGUAACCCUUGAAUGUAAAAAAAUAAAAAUAGAUCACAGUAAAGUACUGUGACCUGUAUAUUGAUCACUGCUAGCAGUGAUCAAGCAGUAGGGAAAGGGUUAUUUUUUUUUAACUACAGGGAAAGGAAUUUUAUACUUUGUAAGUACUUAGCAAUAACGCAGGGACACAAUGUUGCAACGAUUCAUCUCUCUCCACUUCACAAACCCACACGAGGUGGAGGGAGGCGGAUCAGAUAUCACAGCAGCAUGGUGGCCGCUGUGACUGGCUGUCACAGCAAUCACAUGGGCUGGGAUAUUGGGAUUUGCUGUUGCUGGUCUGCCCCUGACUCGAAGGCACCCAGCAACAGCGUUAACCCCGCAAUCGUCGGCACCACAACAAUCGGAGGUUAAUUUUAACGGGUGACAGACAAGGUCCGUCACUCGUCGUUAAGGCUUUCCCCUGAGUGACGGACCUCUUCUGUCACUCGUCAUCAAGGGGUUAAUGUAACACCUCUUAUAAACAUACAAAUAAUAUUGUACAUAUUUUGUACAUAUUUGUACAUAGUUACGAAAAUCAAAAAUCCUUAAAAAAGAAAAAUGAAAAAAAAAGAAGAGAAGAGGGAAAAAAGGGAGAAAGAGCUAAAGAAAAAAGGAAGAGGGAGAGAAGAAAUUGGGAAGGAGAAAAGAGGAAAAAGAUUUACAAAAAAAGAAGAGAAGGAGGAGGGAGAAGAUAAAGAGGAAAAAAAUGGAAGGAAAAAAGAAAGGCAAAAGAAAAGAGGAAAAAGAGAGGAGAAAGGGAAAGAAGAAAUGAGGAAGGAAGAGAGGGAGGAAAAAGAAAUAAACAUAUAAGAAAUAGAAGCUAAUUUGGAAACACAAAAAAAAUACUUUUUUCUUUUUUUUAAUACUGGAAUAUCUUCUAAACUGGAGGUUCUUUUGGAUGACUGAUUUUUCAAAGGAAAAUGGAAAAAGAGAAGAAAAAAAACAAGAAAAGAAAGGAGAAAGAGAGAAAGGCAAAAAGAGAGAGAAAAGAAAAAGAACAGGAAAGAAGAAGGAAGAUAAUAGAAAGAAACGAGUAAAAAAAAAAAGGAAAGAAACAGAAAAGGAAAGUAAAUAAAAAGCAAAGAAAAAGGGAGAAGAAAAGGAAAGGGAGAAAAAGGGGGAAAAGAAAAAAGGAAAAGAAAGCAGAAAAUAGAGAGGUAAAGGAAAAGAAGGAAAAAAAGGAAAUGGAGAAAAAAAGAAAGAAAAUGGCUCACAAAAAAGAAAAAUCCUUAAUCUCUGACAAAAACAAAUCUAUAAAUCUGUGUUGUUAUUAUGUAUUAAUGAGUUUUAUGAUUUUUCAGAGGGAAAUAAGACAGGGAAAAACAUACUGGCUUAAGGAAUGUGAGGCACAAAUUAAUACAAUAAAUAUAAAUGACACUUAACUUUUUAUCAAUCAAUAAUCAGUAUUUUUAUAAAUACUACAUAUAAAAGAGGCCAACUAUAUCAUACUCUACUUCAAAAUUUUAUAGAUGUAGCAUAUGUGCAAGAAACUCAUUGGAUCGAUCCAACUAUGGAGAUUUUCUCAUUAUCCAUACGUUUAUCAAGACAAUAUGAUGGACGGAAAAACAAAACAAAACGAAGAGUAGCAAUAUUGAUUUCUGAUAAGGUUAAGUUUGAGUCGAUCUUUGAGGAAAUGGAUAAUAAAGGUAGAUACCUCAUUUUGACAUGUAAAAUCAAUGAUUUAUUAUAAACAUUAGCAAAUGUAUAUUGUCCUAAUCAAUCUCCAAUAAAAAUUUUAGAAAAGAUAAUGGAUGGAAUAGAUUAGAUAACACAAGGUACACUUAAAUUGUGUCUUAGACAUCAAACUAGAUAAAAUUCUGCCAUUUCAUGCAAUUAUAUAUCCCCAAAUAAAAUAUAAUUCAGACUUACUUCAAGAUUUUCUUGCAAAAAACUCAUUGUAUGAUAUAUGGAGAGUAUUACACACCCAAGAUUGGGAUUAUACCUUAUUUUCAAAUGUACGUUGUUCAUAUUCAAGGAUUGACUUGUUCACUACCAAAUUACAUUCAAAAAACAAAUGUAUUUCCUCAAAGAUCGGCUCAAUUACAUGGUCAAACCAUGCACCUUUGCUUUUAAAGAUUAAAAAUAUUAGAGAAUAUAUUCCUAAAACAACAUGGGGAUUAAAUGAAUUUGUAUGCUCACCUGGCCCAGAUAUGAAUAAGAUUACAAAACAAGCUGAGGACUUCUUCGAAAUUAAUGAUAACGGAGAAGCUUCACUCUUCUCUGUAUGGGGAUCUUUUAAAUGCUAAAUGAGAGGGCUACAUAUAAAACUUGGCUCACAGAUGAAAAAAAAAGAGAAGACUCUUUAUUGAAUCUGAAUAUAUCUGUGAACUGUAAAUAUAUAUGUGAACAAGUAAAAAUAAAUAAAGACAAUCCGAAUUCAAACACUUCUAAAUAAAUUAUGCAAAUUCAAAAUCAAAUUAAGCUUAAAGAAAAAAUAAAUAAAAACUUAAUGAUUUUAAAGCAAAAUUGGUACCUAAAUAACAAUAAAAUUGACAAACUCCUCGCUAAUAAAUAAAAAUUUAAAAAGAAGAAUAUCUAAAUAAAAAGUAUAUCUAAAAUAAAGUUAAGAAAUAAAAUUAUUUUAUCCCCCUAAACAAAUUGAGAAGCAUUUAGAUCCUACUAUGAUACUCUAUAUAAUUCAAUGAGGAAAUACAAGAUAAUAUUGUUAAAGAAUUUAAAAAAAAUGCAACUUACCUAAAAUCAAAUAAAAAAAUUUAGAACAAUGAAAUAAACCCUUUUCUAUUUCUGAGAUUCAAAGUACAAUAGAAUGAAAAGUUCCAAAGCUCCAGGACCAGAUGGAUUCUCUGUGAUUUUUUACAAAAUAUUUAACAACAUAGUUUCCCCUGUGUUACAACGUAUUUACACAAAGUUCUCUAUCUGCAAAAGUGUUCCACAGGACUUACUUCAGGCCAAUGUUCUCCCGAUCCCCAAACCUGGGAAGGACCAUGACACCCUGACAAAUUAUCGACCUAUCUCAUUGAUCGACUUAGAUAUCAAAAUAUUUUAAAGAUAUUAGCAGAAAGACUGAAAACGACAAUUCCUGAAAUUAUUCAUAAAGAUCAAACAGGAUUUGUUGCAGGAAGAGAUUUAGCUGAUAACACUUGACAAAUUUUAAAUAUAAUAGAUUAUCUAAAAAAAAUCAUAAAAUACAAUCAGCCUUAAUAGCACUAGACGCUGAGAAGGCUUUUGACAGGGCGAACUGAAAAUUACUGGGUUUGCUGAUGAAGAAUUUUGGUUUAACAGGCUUUUUCAAGGACAGUACAAUAUCACUUUACACAAAUCCGCGAGCUAGAGUCAUUUGUCCGGGUCUGGUAUCAGAUUGGUUUGAUGUCCGAAACAGCACUAGACCAGGAUGCCCUCUGGCACUGCUUCUGUACAUAUUAACCAUAGAACCACUAGCAGCCUUAUUAAGACAAAACAAUAAGAUUGAAGGUAUAAAAUCACCUUAUAUGCAGAUGAUGUUUUACUAACUUUAUCUAAUCCAAUCGAAUCAAUCAAUAGAAUGUAUUAAAUCUAAAAAUUUUAUAUCCUUAAAUUCAUACUGCACCAAUUAAGCUCUUCAAUUUUAUAUUAAAAAUAUAAACCUAUCUAAAUGGAUAGAAUGGAAUAUUCUGAAAAUAAUACAAAUUGCUUCCCCCCCCCCCCCCCUCCCCUUAGAGAAAGUAAAACCAUUCAUAGACUUUCAAAAACGAUUACUUCACCAGGAAUGGCUUAAUUAUGCCAAAAUAAAACAUCUGAUCGAUAAUCAGGCUACUAAGGAAUAUCCAGAAUUUGAUAUUCUUACUAGUAACCAUCAUAAAAACAAACAAAUAUUACAAAAUCUAUAGAAUACAGGAAAAAUAAAUUCCAUAAUAAAAUGGGAAAGAGAUAUAAAUAAAUCUUUCACAAUGAAUAAAUGGGGAGAUGAAUUUAUUAGAAUUAGAAGAACAACUUAUAGUCUUAGCUUAAAAGAAACAUUCUUUAAAAUUACCCAUAGAUGGUAUCUCACUCAUAGCAUAGAAUUAAAAAAUUUAAAAUUAAAUACUCAGAAAAAAGUUGGAGAUGUAUAAAAGGAAGAGACACACUUUACCACAUGUGGUGGGAAUGUGAAGAUUUAGCAGGAAUCAAGAAGCAUAUUUUUAACAUAUUCAUACAGCUAGGUAUAUCUCGAACAAGGUUAUUGCCUCAAACGUUAUUUAAUUAUGAUUUCCCAAACCUCAACUCUAAACAGAAAAUCUUACUUAUUCAAAUUAUAAUAGCAACCAAACUUAUAAUAGCUAGAAAAUGGAAAAUUCCUACAGCACCAUACUGGAUGGAAAUACAAAAUCAAAUCAAUUAUCAAAGACAGAUGAAAGAGGCAUUCUAUAGAAAUUCUGGCAAACUUUCCCAACACAACAAAAUAUAGGAAAAUGGAUCACUCUAUCCUAAAAGAAAAAUAAAUAAUACCAUGAGAAAUAGUCAUUUAAAAGAUAAAAUAUAUACUGACUUUAAUUGAAUAUAUCAUCUUAUUUUAAGUAUGCCAGUAUACCCUCAUGACUCUCAACCACUUCCUCUCAUUAUCUCUCAUUAUCUCCAAAUUCCCUCUUUCUCAGUCCCCCCCCCCUUUUUUGUAUGAAUGGCAGAAUGAAUGAACAUUGGAGUAGGAUUAAACACUGUUAUUGAAUAACGCACUCAGAGAUAUAUAAAUUCACAUUAUUACUCCAAUGUUAACCAUUUUUGUAAUUUCUAAUCCUGUCAACAUUUUGAUUGUGUUAUUGUAUUGUAAUAAAUGUAUUGUUGCUAAAAUUUAAUAAACAUUAAAUAUAUAUAUAUAUAUAUAUAUUUAAAAAAAAAAGAAAUACAACCCCACUCUGUUGAAUUUCCACAAAUGAAGUUGAGCUUCAGGCUAGUUAGGCUGAAAUCCUCAAUCCUUAGUGAAGAGAGCAACUCUGUCGAAUGGAAAGGGCUUUGAUUUUGCAAAUGCAAAUAUAAAUCUAUACACACACAAUUUAUAUAUAUACUGCUAUGUUUACAAUAGGGUUAAUACAGCCUCUAGGGGCUGUCUCGUUGACAACCACUAGAGGUGCUUCUGUGCUUCUCACUGUGAUUUUCACAGUGAGAAGACGCCAGCGUCCAUAGGAAGCAUUGAGAAUGCUUUCCUAUGGACUGACUGAAUGCGCGCGCGGCUCUUGCUGCGCAUGCACAUUCAGCCGAUGACGUCCAAAGGAGGAGUAGAGUCCCCAGCGCCAAGGGAGCCCGCGCUUGGGAAAGGUAAGUGAUUAACCUCUUCAUCCAACUUCAGCCCGGUGGGAGGGGGGCCAUGAGGGUGGAGGGGACCUAAUGACUACAUAGUGCCAGGAAAACUAGUUUGUUUUCCUGGCACUAUAGUGGUCCUAUAACAGAUUUAUUUAACCAAUCAUUGGAGUAGUCCCAGAAGAUUGGAAGUUAGUGAAUGUUGUGCCCAUUCACAAGAAAGGUAGUAGGGAGGAGUCGGGCACCUACAGGCCAGUAAGCCUUACUUCAGUAGUGGGGAAAGUAAUGGAAACCAUGUUAAAGGAUCGGAUUGAUGAACAUCUAAAAACACACGGAUUUCAAGAUCAGAGGCAACAUGGGUUUACUUCAGGGAAAUCAUGCCAAACUAAUCUUAUUAAUUUUUGUAACAGGAUUGAUGUUCCAGGAGGGAUAAGCUAAAUGUAAAUGAUUUAGGAAAACUAGAAAAAUUAUCUGAGUUGUGGCAAAUUACAUUUAAUGAGGAUAAGUGCAAGAUAAUGCAUCUUGGAUGUAAAAAUGCAAGGGCAGAGUACAGAAUAUUUGAUAGAGUCCUAACCUCAACAUCUGAGGAAAGGGUUUUAGGGGUGAUUAUUUCUGAUGACUUAAAAGUAGGCAGACAAUGUAAUAGAGCAGCUGGAAAUGCUAGAAUAAUGCUUGGUUGUAUAGGGAGAGGUAUUAGCAGUAGAAAGAGGUCUCAUGCCAUUGUACAGAACACUGGUGAGACCUCACUUGGAGUACUGUACGCAGUACUGGAGACCGUAUCUCCAGAAGGAUAUUGAUACUUUAGAGAGAGUUCAGAGAAGGGCUACUAAACUGGUUCAUGGAUUACAGGAUAAAACUUACCAGGAAAGGUUAAAGGAACUUAACAUGCAUAGCUUGGAGGAAAGACGAGACAGUGGGGAUAUGAUAUAAACAUUCAAAUACAUAAAAGUAAUCAACACAGUAAAGGAGGAGACUAUAUUUAAAAGAAGAAAAACUACCACAACAAGAGGACAUAGUCUUAAAUUAGAGGGGCAAAAGUUUAAAAAUAAUAUCUGGAAGUAUUACUUUACUGAGAGGGUAGUUGAUGCAUGGAAUAAGCUUCGAGCUGAAGUGGUAGAGGUUAACACAGUAAAGCAGUUUAAGCAUGCGUGGGAUAUGCAUAAGGCUAUCCUAACUAUAAGAUAAGGCCAGAAUUGGGCAGACUAGAUAGGCCGAAUUAUUCUUAUCUGCCGUUACAUUCUAUGUUUCUAAGUUUCUAUAUACCGGUAUAUAAAGUUCCAAUUGCUUGCACUCCUGUAUUCAAAUAUAAGCCCGGUGCUUAAUAGCCAAAAGAUCUAAAAAUAAUGUAAAGAUAGCACUGCAGGGACUUCAAAAUAGCUUGAAAAAAACAUAUCUUUUAUUCAGGCAUCUGCCAAGGUGAACCAACGUUUCAGUGCUCUACUGGAACUUCCUGACAAAAGAAAUCAACGUUUCACACACACACACACACGACAUAUGAACAUGCCCACCUACAAAUACAUCCACACACAAGCACCAAUACAUGUACUUUGAUGCAGUUUCAUUGCUCUACUUACUCAGUCAUUUUCAAUGUGACGGCCACACAGUACACAUGCUCACUCAACGGCAUCUAGCGCCCCCCACUGACUAGUACAGUGAAGUAAUCAUUGUUCAUGGAUGCUCAUUGUUCACAUCCAGUCCACUAGCCUUGGCUGCCGGUUACAUUUAUGUCACGCAAACCAUUCUCGUUAUAUUAACAAUGGCUGGACUUUUUCCUGACAGACCUCCUAUAUAUAUAUAACAUUUAUUGUGACAGAACCAUCUGUCUGCUUGUAUUUUAGUUGCAUUCGUCUGUUUGUCUCCCGUUCGUAUGAAUGGCUGGUUUCAAUAGCCCAGCCAUUCGAAUGACUCUUUUUCCCGAACAAACCUGCCGAACGGACGGCCACCCAGGAGAGAAGUGUGUUGCUGGUUAACCUUUUGAUCCCAAUUAGAACGUUGUGGUUAACCGCAGACACUUCUCAAUUAAACCGAAUUCAGGGUGGUCGUCGUUCCUAUGUCGACCACGAGGCAGCGGCCAUUUUAAACCAAGCGAAAGCCCAGCGGUGUUUGGCUCUAUUUCUAUGGAACUAAAAACGGACACUUUUUCUGCCGAACACCGCUGAAACAACGGAACGCCUGGCUGCCUCCACGAAAGCAUGCGAACACCGGCCGUUCGGGAGAUUUGGAGCAUACGAAAAGACUUAACCCAGAUAGCCUUCCCAUGGAGUCAUUCGUAUACCGAAAGACUGUAAGAACUUUGACUCCAUGGCGAUUGAACUAUGUGUGUGGGAUCUGAGCGCUAUUCGCUAAUAAUAUGCACUCAGAUCCAGGCUAUCUGGGGAUAUGUGAUACGAAUGGGAAAUGUUCGGUUAUUUUGAAGUUAUGCAUUUUUAUGUCUUUUAUGUUUUUAUAUUUAAGAUGGCGACUGGCUUUGUCCUGGAGUUAAUUGAGUUACUUGGUAAUUAACUCCAGGGCAGAGGGGAGGGAAUCAUAAUGCACUGUGGGUAAAAUCUGUGACUGUGUGUCUGGAAUGUCCCCAUAUCUGUCUGUCAUUUAAGUCUCCCAUUUGGUCCCCUAGGGGAGUGUCCACCAAGUGGGAGACCUGCAUAAAUACGGGCAGGUAGCCCACAGUAAAGCCAGAUCCUGUUUGACCCUCAAUGCGGAGCUUCUGUCUCGUUAUUGGGGGGAUUUCUUCUUCACGUUUAGAGACUGCUGGAUGGAACGGAAGCCGCUUGGUGAAUAUUGCUGUUCGGCGGCUAGCAGCAGUUCGUGUAUUGCCGUUCGGGAGUUUGGAGCCGUUCACGGAUCCCGGUCGGGAGAUUGCCGCUUCCCCUGCAUUUGGUUCGUGUACUACAGGUUAGGCUAACGGAGUUACUGUUACUGCAGCCGGGGAAGGUCUACUAAACAGCGGUUUUGCCUAAAGACACUGGAGGUGUCUUAACAUUUAUAUGUUAUAAAAAUCAAAGAAAAGAGUUAAUUGCGCGUUAUCUCAAAUCCUUAUUUUUUUUUUAAACCACUACACACUUAUUAACCCUUAAUAGGGAACACAUGGGGUGGGCGACAGCACUGUAAUAUGGCCGUAUAAUACAAAGGCAAAUACAAACAUACAAAAUGAAGUACUGCAAUGAAGUACAGCUGCAAUUCCUAUAGUACACAUCUGCCCCAAUACCUACAAUAAAAACAAAGAAAAGAGACACCACGCAAACUAUCCCAAAUCCCUUUCAUCACUGGACACAAAUAUGAGUGUUUUAGAGCAGUAAAAUGCAUAAUGAUGAUGAUGAUGAUGAUCUCAUCAGUGAAAUAGUCAUUUUUGUGAGAAACAUGCAAAAAACAAAUAUGAACACUAACUUUGUCCAGGAUUUGUAAGUGGCUACUAAGAGAGACUGGACAUACCCAAUUUUGAAUACCCUGGGUUGCCAGUUUUGAAAAAUUUUCAUUUCUGGGAUGCGAUACUGUCUCAAAGGCAACAUAGGCUCAGCAAACCAAACUGGUAAAUUUCAAUGUGUAAAAACUGAAAUCGUCAAGCUCCUUAUUUGAUCCUGUAGUUUUCCAAAACCCCACACAACCUGUACAUGGGGGUCAUUGUUGUGCUUGUACGACAUCACAGCAUACAAAUAUGUGUAAGAGUAUUCUGACAUUCACAGUUAAAACGCAAUGCAGAACUACAUUUUUUUAUGUGUGAUGAAAUUCCUGUUUCUCCUGAACAAAAUGAUACAUAAUAAGUGUGUGUGCACUUACUAUGAAAAAGGUAAAUUAUGGUUGAACAGAUAUUUAACUCAAAUUCCAGGUUUUGUUUUGGUUUGGUCGGAAUUUGUUCAAUUGUCCGUAAGGGGUUAAUUCUCUUUCUCGUUAAGUCCAUGUGUGCCAGUCUAUCCCCAAGUCCCUUACAGCCAUCACUGGGGGAAAUAGUAAGGGAGAUUAAAUAAUUAACUGCUUAACACCACUUACUAUGUUUAUGAGAGCGGUGGGAUUUAUUUCUGUAUAAAGUUAUACAUACAGAUGACAACGACUGACAGAGAAGGGGAUAUGAAGUAUGAAUGAUUUUUCUAUUUAACAUUAAUACAGAAAUAAAGGUAUUAUUUCAGGUUCUGCACAGAAUCUAUUCCAUUUCAUCUCCUUCAAUGCAGAAUGUAAUAGGAUAGGAGGCAGAUCAAACUUCACUCAUUUCAUUAUUACAAAGGAACUUCAUUCUUUGCACACAUUUACUGCUUUAAAAACAAGCUGGAAUAGGCCCCAUGAAUGUCUAUCUCAGCCUUGUUUGAUCUCCACAGGGCUAGAGGAGGUUCAGAGCAGUGUUAUGUUAUCGUAUUUCAUCAAAUUAACAUAUGAUAUGUGUACCAGGAAUGAAAAUGAAUGGAUAAAGCAGUUUAUUAGAUGGAACAUUCUAAUAAACAUCAUUGUUCAUGGAUGCUCAUUGUUCACAUCCAGUCCGCUAGCCUUGGCUGCCGGUUACAUUUAUGUCACGCAAACUAUUCUCGUUAUAUUAACAAUGGCUGGACUUUUUCCUGACAGACCUCCUAUAUAUAUAUAUAUAACAUUUAUAUUUUAUAAAAAUCAAAGAAAAGAGUUAUUUGCGCGUUAUCUCAAAUCCUUAUUUUUUUUUUAAACUACUACACACUUAUUAACCCUUAGUAGGGAACACAUGGGGUGGGCGACAGCACUGUAAUAUGGCCGUAUAAUACAAAGGCAAAUACAAACAUACAAAAUUAAGUACUGCAAUGAAGUACAGCUGCAAUUCCUAUAGUACACAUCUUCCCCAAUACAUACAAUAAAAACAAAAAAAAGAGACACCACGCAAACUAUCCCAAAUCCCUUUCAUCACUGGACACAAAUAUGAGUGUUUUAGAGCAGUAAAAUGCAUAAUGAUGAUGAUGAUGAUGAUCUCAUGAGUGAAAGAGUCAUUUUUGUGAGAAACAUGCAAAAAAAAAAUAUGAACACUAACUUUGGCCAGGAUUUGUAAGUGGCUACUAAAAAAGAUUGGACAUACCCAAUUUUAGAUGAGACAGAUACACACACAAAUAGUCACAAUCACAAUAAACAAAUCCAUCACAUCUCUGUAAACAUAUCUGUGAACAACAUUAUUCAAUAAUUAACGGUCCAUCUGGGGAUCUCUUGUUGUUGCUGCCAAACCAAACACCAAUAUUCAGAUACAUGGUUUAUGGCUGUGGAUCUUGCUUACUUGGGGCUAUUUCAGGUUAGUAAGUAGACCUGCUAUACGUUUCAGGCAACUUCUGUGCAAGUUAGUAUAUUUUUUCUUAUCUACCACCUGGAAGUCCACUGGUGGUCCAAGACCUCACUCUCCACAGGUGGUCCUAUGCCACACUCUCUACAGUUGGCCUGAUGUCUCAUUUAUUUUCCUACUUCAGUGAAUCACAGAAAUGUACUGAACUUUUGUAGAGUUAAAUAAUAGUCAUAAAAGUGUACCUUUUAUUGACCUAAUCUGACUGUUAUUUUUUAUUUUUUUUUACUUUUUGUACUUAUGAGAAGUUUGUUGUGAUCACUACAUUUUCCAUCAUGUAGUGAUGGAUUAUAUUAAGACCAGAGCAGACUUUCUGUGAAGGGAAUUGUCAUCAAUUUUAUUCCCAAGCUAUGUCUAGAAAAAGCAUAGAAUUAAGUAAGGAAUUGAUCAGUGGUCAUUGCACCUCUCAGAAUGCCUCUCCAUUGGAAAUGUAUUACUUAUAGAUCGGGGUUAAUCUGUGUAGAGUAAAUAUCUCAUGCUGUAAAAUCCUCAAAACACUAUUUACCAGGUUUUUGUAUACCCGUCCCCUCACCCUGCUUCUGAUUCCACUCCUUAGCAAUCAUACUAAGUAGCUGGACUAGAAGUAGAUGGAGCAGAAGAAAGUGGGCUGUUUUUGUUAUAUGACUUGUAUGUUAUGGCUGAUGUAUCAAAUUGUAUGAUGAAAUGUAUGCCGGACAUAUUGUAUAAAACAAACAAGGAGAAUACUUUGGCGCUGCCAACUAGAAACAGUUCAGGAUUUUUGUGUGAGCAUUGCUAACAUUUUAUUUUUCUGAUUAUACUCAUAAAUUAUGACUAUUUAUUCUUUGUAGGAUUUCCAUGAAUUUGCAUCAAAAUCACAUUUUUGAAAUCUCAUGCAAAUUGAAAACCAUUGUCUAUUGGCCAAUAUGGCACAUUGUGCUGUUCUACCUUUUGCCGGCUUCCCUUUACGAUCAACCAGGGUGCAGACUACAUGGAUCUGAUUUAAUCGGACAUUCAGAGAAUGGAGAUCUGUUAAUAGGUGCAGGGCUCCCCUUUCACAUAGACAGAUAUGUGGAUAGGAGUAAAAUAUUAUUUACAGAGCCUCCUCAAAAUAAACCAUGUACAUUGUAAGUUUUCUAUGUCCUUAUAUCAUUUUUUUCAUGAUUUAAUUUGUUCUGUAUGUGUUUAUUUUGCUAGUCUAUAAUACUGAAUUCAUUUUACACAGUUCUCCUGUUUUUUUUCAAUUCUUAUUCCUCAGUUUUCCCAUUAUAUUUGAUUAUUUAUUAUAGAUAUAGGCAUAUUUUAAUUGUUUAUAUGUAUCUUAUUUAACAUAAAAUGCUGUUUGCAUACAUUUAUAUCUUCUUCAUCUUUUGGCUAUCAAGUAUUCCAUCAUUCUAUUCAUCUGCUCUUUCCUAUACUACAUCAUAGCUCUUAUGUUGAUGAUAAUUUUGUGUUUUUCCCUAAAAAUAAAUAAAUAAAAUUAUACCUAGGUUUAGAUAUCAACGAUUUUUGCAGUUUUCUGCCAUGAGAUUUGCUUUAUAUAAGAUCAACAGCCUCGACCUGCUCCCAAACCUAACAUUAGGAUUUCAAGUCUAUGACUCAUGUACAGGGCUUCAUCAAGAGCUGGAUGGUACCCUAAAAAUGCUUACGGGUCAGAGGGAAGGAAUCCCAAAUUUCUCCUGCAAGAAUCUGUCUCCUACAGUCUCAAUUAUUGGACACUCAACCUCUACCUUCUCUAUUAUCAAUGCCCACAUGCUGGGAUUAUAUGGAUAUCCUCAGGUAAGAAGUAUAAUGAUAGCUUUGCAUGGUUCUAAAGCUACGUAUACUGUUUGUACUUGUUGGACUUGUUUUGUGUACACCGUAGAAAGGGACAGACUGAGAGCCUUCUGGGCCCCUGGGCAAAAUUACCUCUUGGACCCCUUGAAAUAUAUAUAUAAUGUUGGUUCUUGCACAUACAUGCACAAAGACAAGCUCACUACACAAAUCUCACUACAGACAGCUCACACUAGCAUACACAACAAGCUCAUUACAGACAGCUCACUGAUAUGUACACAAUGUCACUACCCACAAGCUCAUUGUUACAUUCACAAGCUCAUUCACAGACACACAAGCACACUUCUAACAAAUCACUACACAUGAGCUCACCCACAGACAUUCAAGCUCACUAUAGAAAAAGCACUACACACAGCUCACUACAGAAAUCUUACUGACAACAUGCAAGCUCACUGACACACAUACACAAGCUCACUAAACACAAGCUCACUGAAACACAGACAAGCUCAAUUACACAUUCACAAGCUCACUCACAGACACACAAGUUCACUACUGAAAAAUCGCUUUACACAGCUCACUACCGAAAUCUCAUUACACACAAUCUCACUCACAGACAUUCAAGCUCACUAUAGAAAUAAUCACUACACACCGCUCACUACGCUCACUAUGCACACCAAGCUCACAACAGAAAGCUCAUUGAUACAAGCUCGAAACAAACCUCUAACUACACACAAAGUCACACAGUUCACGGGGACACACAAGCUCACUACAGAAAACUGACACACACAGACAAAAGCUCACUACACCCAAGCUUACUGACAUACACACACAAGCUCACACAUCUCAUUACCGACAGCUCACUCACAUGCACACAAUGUCACUACACACAAGCUCACUGACACAGUUCACUAAACACAAGCUAUUUGACACACAAAUACACAUACACACAAGCUCACUAAACAGAAGCUCACUGACACACACACAAGCUCACUAGACACAAGCUCACUGAUACUCACAAGUUCACUAAACACAAGCUCUUUGACCCACACAGACAAGCUCACUACACACACAAGCUCACUAAACACAAGCUCACUAACACACGCAAGCUCACUAAACACAUUUUUGACACACACACAAGUUCACUACACACACAAGCUCAUUGACACACACACAAGCUCAGUGACACACAUACAAGUUAACUAAAUACAACAUCUCUGGCACACACACAAGCUUACUGACACACACAAGCUCACUAAACACAAGCUCACCAAAUACACUCAGGCUCACUAACACUCACACAAGCUCACUGACACACACACAAGCUCAUUAAACACAGACUCACUACACACAUGCUCACUGACACACACACACACACACACACUCAAGUUCACUAAGCACAGACUCACUACACACACACUCACUCAAACACACACACACACACACACACACAAUCUCACUAAACACAAACUCACUAAACACAAGCUCACUACACACAGGCUGACUACACACAAGCUCACCGACACACACAUGCUCACAACAUGCAUACAGAAGAUCACUAGCACACAAGAUCACACUGUCACUCCCCCUCUGCUGCUGUGGAUGGAGAGCUGGAUGCCUGGAACACAGGCUGUACCUUACAGCAUAGACAGGUUGGAGCUGGGGGUGGAGCUUAGGUGUUGCUGGUUCCUGCAGCUUGUGCUGCACGUGGGAGAAGCUUACAGGGGCCCAUAGGGGGUUUACCUUUGACUCCACAGAGGGGAGGGGCUAAGGGAGGAGGAAAUUCCCUCCUCUUCUACAAACAUAGCGCUCUCCUGCUGGGGAAGUUUAUCAGAGACCAGGUAAGGUGAGUUUCCUGCAGGUUUCACACUGCAUUGCUGCCUUAUUUAACACUGGGCUGGUUGGGGAGAUCCUCUGAUCUCCCCAGCCCAGCAACAGCAGCUCCAAGCCCCUGACUGCCACGGGCCCUCAGUCCAUGACCGCUGUACCGGAGUGAUCAGUCUGUCCCUGAGCAUCGAAGUCUAUAAAUAGCAAAAAAUAGUUUAGAUGAAAUCUAUGAUAUAGUACUUGAUUUGGUCUCAAAACAUUUUAGUCUAUAAAGUUGCAUUUUGUACACACUGUUUUUAUAUACAAACAAUAAAAAAUUGACAAAAUGCACUUAAAUCCGAUUUUGAUUUUUCACCUUAGAUUAGUUACUUAUCAACCAGCUCUAUCCUGAGUGACAAAACACUAUUCCCCUCAUUCUUCAGGACUGUACCAAGUGAUACCUUUCAAUCCAAAGGUCUGGCACAACUUGUGUUAUACUUUGGCUGGACCUGGGUUGGGUUGGUGGCUGUGGAUGAUGACUAUGGGCGUCAAGGGAUUCAGUUCAUUAAGCAAGAACUCCUCAGGGGUGGAGCUUGUGUGGCAUUUACAGAAUAUAUAUCACCAAAUAAUUUGGAACAUAUCUCCCAUGUGACAAAAAUCAUCAAAGGAUCCACCGCCAUGGCUGUCAUUUUGUUUGCCAAAGAUACUGACAAAGUUGUCUUUAUGGAAGAGAUGUUGAGGCAAAAUGUAACAGGUAAAAUCUUUUUUGCCAGUGAAGCUUGGUCAAUUUCAAACUUGUUUACAAUGGCCAAAUAUUCUUCACUACUCUCUGGAACAGUUGGAUUCUCAUUUCAUAGCUCAACAAUCCCAGGAUUUAGAGAAUUUGUUAACAGUAUUCAACCCUUUAGUACGAGACAGGAUCCAUGGACUAAAAUAUUCUGGGAAAAAGUGUUUGAGUGUAAAUUUGUUGACCAAACAAUUCUCACAGAUUCAUGGAAUAAGUCAAGAUUGUGUACAGGAAAUGAGAGCAUAGAAAGUAUCCAGACUAUUUUCUAUGAUAUAUCAAACAUAAAUGCUGCAUACAACAUUUACAAUGCAAUCCAUGUCAUAGCUCAAUCGUUACGUGACAUGCAAACCUGCCAAGAGAACAAAGGACCAUUUACUAAUGGCAGUUGUUCGGACAUCAGUUUUAAGCCAUGGCAGGUAACGACCUCUCCAGAACUCAAAUACCAUGACCUAAAUACAAUAUUUUAUUAUAAGCUUUUCAAGUGCAAAAUAAUAACCCCAACGAGAAAGUGUGAGUUAAAGCACUUUAAUAAGUGUAAUAGAUUAACAGCAGCUCAAAACAACACUUGUGUGGGUAUGCCUCCUUACCUCUACUCAAAUAUAGUACAAUGUAAAAAUAUAUGUGAAAAAAACUUUAAGAAUAUAGUUGAGUGCUAUGAAAUAAUUGUCUUACUUUUUGAAAUUUUUUGAAUAAGUGAGUAAUUCACAAUGAGAACUUGAAAGACACAAAACCGAAAAAGUGCAAAUGUUAAUACAAAAGUGGCAAUAUAAAUGUGUUUAAAGCCACUCACAUUGGUUAGAGCCUAUAUGAUUGGCUCAAUUCUCUGCACAAUCAUACUUUAUUGUCAGCCCCACACCUAUGUUCAUAAAGAGUACAGAAAGAUGAUGGUAACCUUGUUCUGGCUGGCGAUAGGAAGAGACGUUCUGCAAAAAGCCUUAAUAUCACUUCCAGAAGCUGUAAGUAAGGGCUAACAUUCUUCAGGAAUGCUCAGUGGUGGAUUACCUCCAUGUGACCCCAGAAGAGGUCACAAAAAAAAGAUGGAUUGUUGGGACAGAAGAACAUUGAGGCAGCAUAACAGAGAAACAUGUCUUAGUAAGGAUUUUAUCAGACUUUAAUUAAGUGUAUGCUUUUAAUUUUAUUAUUAUUAUUAUUAUAGUCUCAAAAAAUAUUGGAUUAGCACAUGUGGUUUGUCAGCAUAAAUUCCAUGUUUCAGGCAGCAGUAGAGGUCACCUUAUUAUUGGCACUAUGCUUUUCGGCCAGGGAUGCAUUGGGCCAGAGUCAUAACUAGAAACCACGGGGCCCCGGUGCGAAAAUUGCCCUGCCUCCCCCCCUCUGUAUGUCAAUCCCCCCUCCACCCUCCUCCCAUACGUCUAUCGUCCCCCACCCACAUGUUAGCUCCUCACCCCACACAUGCAAACAGAUACACAUGUAGACACACAUACAUACAGACACAGACAAACAUACACACACAUACACACAUACAGACACACAGUCAUAUAUACAGACAGACACACAUACAUACAGACACACAGACAGACAUACACACAUAUACAGACACACAUACAUACAUACACACAGACAGACACGGAGACAGACAUACAUACACACACAUACACACACACAGACAGGCAUACACACACACAGACAUACAGACAGACAGACAUACAACACACACUCACAUACAGACAGAUAUACACACAUACAUACACUCACAGACAUACAGACAGACAGACACACACAUACAGACACAUAGACAGACAUACACACAUACACACUCAUACAGACACAUAGACAGACACACACACACACACAUACAGAUACACACACACUCACAUACAGACAGACAUACACUCACAUACAGACACACAUACCUUCCCCUGGGGUCCAGUGGUGGCUCAGGCUGAUGGGAGUCAGAGUUCCCAGUCUGACUCCCCCUCCUUCAACCCGCGUGGCUCCCAGUGGUUGUUGGGAGGAAGUGACCGGGGAAGUCACUUCCUCCCAGUCUCUGACAUCAUCAGAGGGGGUCCGGUCGCACUGUUAAUGCGCUGAUUGGGCCCCCAGGAAUUACAUAGCAUCGGGUGACCCGAAUAGCAUGGGCCACCCGAUGGGCCCCUUCAAUGCGACCCCGGAGGUUAUACCGUGCAGGCAGAGGCCACAUUACUCAGCUGGCGGGACCCGCAGUCACAGGGGUCUGCAGGGUGGCUGGGCUUCCUGAAGUGAGGGGCCGGGUCGCAGCUGCGACCCCUGCGACCGCGGUAGUUCUGCCACUGCAUUGGGCUCUGAAUAAGGUGGGGUUUAUACUAAUUACCACCUAAAACCAAAAUCUAAUUCCUACUACACUAUUGGUACCCCUUCUGUGUCUUGUGUUUCUUUUGAGAUUUGGGAGUGACUUUUUGAAGAUAGGAUGGUUGUGCCAAAAAAACACAAUUGCAUAGAGGAUUAAGCCAACCAUAUUGGCUCUAAUCAAUGUGAGUGGAUUUAUACACAUUUACAUUGCCACUAUUAUUACCAGUAUUACCAUUUGCACUAUUUGCUUUUUUUUUAUUUUUUAUUAUGAAUUACCCACUUACCCAAAACUUGCAAGACAAUUAUUUUUUAGUGUUCAACUAUAUUCUUAAGGUGUUUUUCACUUGCAAGAUAUUUUUUACAAGCUUUUCAAAUUAUUUCAUAUUUUUGGAUAAAUGUUUUUAUUAUUUUUUCAAAUUAUUAAAAUAUCCUGGAAUAUCAAAAUAUGAAAAUAUAUUGUUUUUAAAUAUUAAUUAGUUUGAUAAUUUAUCAAAAAACAUUAAAUCGAGGAUUAUGUAUGUAGCAGAAUGCACACAACCCUUGAUUUUAUAUUUUUGGAUAACAAAUAAUGUAAUCAUCAUGGAAGCUCCCAUGUCAUAGCCUCCUAGAGAGACUUGAAGGCUAGCCUCAUGCCCACAGACCAUGGAUCCCAUCACUAUCUUUAAAAUGAUGUAUAGCAUGUCGGAGUACAUUGUGUUAUUGUUGAGUUAUUCUGUAAAAUGUUGAACUGGAUUAAAGCUAUUGUGUUAAUUAUUAGAUUGUGGAAUGCAUCAUGGUGUCCAGCUGAUAAUUACAUUAUCAUGUCUUAACCUAACUAUAUCCCAGACACCAAGACAAUAGAGAGUGGUUUGCAUUGUUCUGGCUAAAGACAACCUCUUGUGUGCAGUGGUAUGAAUAGAUAAACAGUUCUCUUAUUUUACCCAACACAACCAGUCUUGUCCACAAUACUGGGGAAUUGUACAAGGUUCAAGAGAGAAAAAAAAAUCACUUUUCCUGUAGUUUAUAAUCACUGUAUGCUGUAGCUGAAUCCAGGACCUGCAGAGGAUUGCAGAAGCGGCAACCAAGGACCUAAGGGAUUUUCCUACCUGUGACAGUAAUAUUUUUGGAUAAAUGUUUACAAUGAUUGCUUUUUUCAAAAUAUUAAAAUAUCAGAAAACACAUGAUAUUUAUAUUAAAAAAGUAUCAAUACAUAAAAAUGUAUCAAAUUAUUACAACUUUAAAGUAUUUUCGUAAUAUUAAAUCAUUUUAAAAUGUUAUCCCAAAAUAUCAAAUCGUUUAAAAGGCUUAUUAAACAAUAAAAAAGUAGGUUAUGCACUCACUAGGUAACCAAAUGUGAGGCAGCAGUGAACCAGCAGGAUUUCCCAAUACCUGCUUAUAGUGGACUGACAUGUAAAAUAGAUAAAGUGGUAAACCGUGCCAAAAAGUGCUCAAAAGUGCAAAAUAAAUCUGUUAUACAUACAUAUUAAUCUUGGCUAAUAUAGCAUGGUAAAAUCCUCAGGGGAAACAGAAAAAAACAAUAGAAUAAUAGUGCAAUAUGCUAUAACUAAUAGACACAAAUGUACAUAAAAUUCCAGAUAAAAGGAAAACUCGCAAUUUGCAGAGCUACUAAGAGCUCUGCUGUAUAGCGCCUGGACGGUAUAAUCCCCGUCUUGAGAAAUGUAGAUAUUGGCUAUAUGGGAUAUCCAGAAUCAGCAACCAUAUAUGGGAAGAAAAACAAAAUACAAGAACCAAUGGGACAGUAUAAAAGCCAAAAUUGGAAGAAUAAAAUAUAAAUAUCCUACUUACAAUAUCCAGAGCAAUGACUUGCUCUGGUGUUGGUAGCUUGUGGUAGUAUGAUCCCCACCAAAGGAUAUAAGCAUAUAACAGGAAUCCAGCAGCACCAGGAAAAGAUUAUGAAAACCAGAAGAGGAUUGGAUAAAAAAAAAAAGCUUGACUUUAUUAAUAAAAUCAAUAUAAAGUAAAUUUCAGCUUCCAGUCCUUCACUUGACGUGUUUCGCCCGGGUUUGGGCUUUAUCAAAAGUGUGGAUGUACUUGGAAUUCCCCCAGACUUUUAUAAGUGGUCUUGAUUAUUAAGUUAAACAAUAUUAACCCCUUAAGGACAGAGGACAGACCCCUCCUGCACCUCUAACUAAUGUCCCAUAUCCCUUCUCCCUUUUUCCUUGAAACAUCUGGGAAGACUUGUCUUUGCCUGUGUGUCUCACUGCCUCAAUUCCAACUCUCUCCUUGACCCUCUUCUAUCUGGCUUCCACCUUCUCCACUCUACUGAGGCUGCUCUUAUCAAAGUUACUAACAACCUAAUCGCAGCUAAAUCCAAAGGCCACUACUCCGUACUAAUUCUUCUUGACCUCUCUGCUGCAUUUGACACCGUUGAUCAUGCUCUCCUUCUUCAAACUCUUUAAUCACUCGGUCUCUAUGACUCUGUCCUCUCGUGGUUUUCCUCUUAUUUCCUCCAACGCUCAUUUAGUGUCUCCUUUUCUAAUACUUCCACCCCCCUCAUCCUGUCUCGGUUGGAGUCCCCCAAGGCUCUGGCCUUGAUCCCCUUGUAUUUUCUCUCUAUACCGCCUCUCUUGGCAAACUCGUUACCUCUUUUGGAUUCCACUACCACCUGUACGCUGAUGACACCAAGAUGUACCGCCCCUUUUUUAACACCAGAUGCAUCUAAGGUGCUGGUCCAUGCUGUUGUUCUCUCUUGCCUUGACUACUGCAAUACCCUUACCAGAUUGCACAGCUGCAAUAAUCUACUCCCACCUACCUAUCCUCCCUAAUACAUAAGUAUGUCCCAUCGAGGCCCCUACACUCUAGCAAAGAUCUAUGUAUAUCCUCUCUCCAUACUCCUACCUCUAAUGCUCGCCUCCAAGACUUCUCCAGGGCUGCACUUCCUCUGUGGAACUCCCUUCCCGUCUCGGUAAGAAUUUCACUCAGUCUCCAUUGAUUCAAAAAAAUCAUUGAAAACUCACUUCUUCAAGAAAGCAUAUCAAUUAAAUUGUUAGCAGGUUUUUCUCCCCCACCCCCCAUGACUCCUUUCCCGCAACUGUAAAAAUUACCUACGAAGCACUCAGUGAAUACUUUUCUAACAACCUACUUCACACCCCUACUUUUACCCUAUGUGUCACUAUACCCCACUCCCUCUAGAAUGUAAGCUCAUUGAGCAGGGUCCUCCACCUCUCUGUUCCUCUACGUCCCGUUGUCUGGUUACAAUUAAAUGUCUGUUAGUCCACCCAUUGUACAGCGCUACGGAAUCUGAUGGCGCUAUAUAACUAAUAAAACAAAAUAAUAAUAUAUCUCUCCUCCCUGGACCUCUCCCCUGCCAUCCUGCAACGUGUCACUGCUUGCCUAUCUUCCAUCUCUGACUGGUUGUUCUCCCGCUUUCUGAAACUCAAUCUCUCUAAAACUGAGUCUUUCCUCCUCCUAUUACUGACCCUCCUCUUUCACUCUCCCUUCAUGUAAAUCCAUCCUUGCAAGCGCUCUGUCUUGGCAUCAUACUUGACUCUGGCCUCACCUUUGAACCUCACAUCCAGUAUGUUGCCAAAUCCUGUAGAUUCCAUCUUAAGAACAUAGCCUGCAUCUGGUUCUUUCUUACACAAGAUGCUACCAAGGAGCUUAUCCAUGCUCUAGUAAUUUCCUGCAUGGAUUUUUGUAACCCGCUCCUAAUUGGUCCUCCCAAAAGCCAUAUUGACCUGCUACAGUCUGUAAUGAAUGCUGCCACCAGACUGAUUUUCCUCUCUAGUCGGUCCUCUCACAAUUCACCCCUCUGUCAAUCCUUACAUUGGCUUCCUGUAUCCUAUAGAAGUCAAUUCAAAGUGCUAACUCAUACCUAUAAAGCACUGGACAACUCUAUCCCUCUUAUAUCUCAUAUCUGAUAAUCCACCUCACAGGUGUGGCAUAUCAAGAUGCUGAUAAGACAGCAUGAUUAUUGCACAGGUGUGCCUUAAACUGGCCACAAUAAAAGGCCACUCUAAAAUGUGCAGUUUUAUCUCUAAUCUCUCUCCUUCCCCUACCAAUACUCCCUCCAACCCCACUUGCUCCACUGUUCUAUGCUCAUUAGCACCCACAACACUGGAAGACAUAUUUACUCUUCUUUGGUCUUCCCAACCCACCACCUGUUUCCUCGAUCCUAUUCCCUCAUAUCUCAUCUACACCCUAUCUUGUUCUCUUUCUCUGCUUCUCACUAUAAUUUUCAAUAUCUCCUUCACAGCCUCUAAAGUGCUAGUAUUUUAUGUUUUUCUUUAGUUUGUAACUACAUUUUAGAAAAUGUUGGAGGUUUUGGGGGCUUUUGUCUAUCUGUUUGUUUGUUUUUAUUGAACUUUAGUGUGGUUAUAAUUUCUAGUGAUAAUUGUAUAGUUCAUUGUUCAUGCUUGUAAAUAUGACUUUAUUUUCAGUAUCAGGUUGGAGCACACUUGUUAAAUUAUGAUACGUAUUUACUUAGAAAAUAGUUAUUAUCCAGAAAACUUUACACAGUGAUUAUUCAGAUGUAGGGUUGCAGACAAAGGGAAUUUAUAAUUAAUGUCUAUGGUUCAUAUGUCAUCUCAAUAAAAUCCGUGAAUGAUACUGUUGGUACCCUUUAUCUGGUUCACAGCUGUCUCACUACAUCCAGAAUGUUAAAGUGAAACUAAGUAAUGGAAGAGAAUUGUUCUUUGACCAAAAUGGAGACCCACCUGCCGUGUAUGAUAUAAUAAACUGGCACAUGAAUACAGAUGGCACAAAAAGGCAUGUGAAAGUGGGCAGCUAUGAUACUACUCAGGCCAACGGGAACAGCUUUCUUAUCAAUACAAGUGCGCUGAUAUGGGCAUCUGGCCAACAACAGGUAAAAAAAAAAAAAUUAAAUUCUCAAUAUUAAUAAAUCACUAUAAUCAUCUACGGCCCUUUGCAAUGGGCAACCAUGAAACAGAACUAGAAGGUGACAGUAGAGCUUUAUACAUACGGGGCUGAGAUUAAAAACUGAGAGUCGUGUUCGAUGAGCCUUCAGUGUAACGAGCCUGAGGAUUCUUCAAUAGAGGUGUAUUUACAUAUUAUUAACGUACAGAUGAUGCCAUAUAUAGGUUAAAUUACAAUCCAGAGUUCGUAAAGGAUCGUUAACAAUGCUUGACAUUUGUUUGGAAUUGUGAGACAGGUUUUAAAGAGGUUACAAAAAUCAAGGACCAUUAGCCUAUCAUUUUACUGUUUAUUGUGAGAUAUGGGUCACUUUUUCACUAUUUUUACUCUUAUAGACCUUGUAAAUAUCUUUAAUACACACAUCUAGUGUUAGAAUUUAAUAAUAAAAAAUAAUCUAUUCAAAUUACUACUUUGAUCAAAUUUUACCAAAAUUUACCAAUAUGGGAUAAAAAGAAGCUACUAUCUGAAUAAUGUUACUAAUGUAUGUUUGUAAAGCUUGAGGCAUCAGAAGACUAUUUUAUGACAAUACCAUGACUAUUUAAUUCCUGGUAGCUUCCUGAGCAACGUUAGUCUUGGUCUCCUCUUCUCCUAUCACUUGUAUCUCACUCCCCUACCUAUGAUCUCCCAUACACCACAAUGUGCAAACUGUGACAAAAAAAUUCUUCACUUCUCACCAGCAAAUAUAUGUAUGCAAAUUGGGAUGCUGUAUCUUAUUUUUUUUUAUACAUAUAUUGGCUUAUGGUCUCCCAUGACUUACUGGGAAAGAUGAAUGUGAGUACAGUUUUUGCAAGAUGUUCAUGUUUGAUUUCCACAUGAAAUUUUCUGUCAUAACCAAUGUGAUAGCAUUAAAUAUGUAAGUGACACCCACAUUUUUCCAUCAAAUUUUCAGCAAUGUUUUUGAUAAUUUUUGUCUCUGUGUAUAAAAUCAGUAGGAAUUUUUUCAUUUGUUGCUUUUUUUCGCUUAUCAUUUUAGAAUAUAAACAAUUUUUUUAUUUGUGGCAUAAACGAUCUAUGAUUAUUUCUACUGCUUUUAUAAAUACAAUCAAAAUAAUGACAAAAUGCAACCAGCAUGUUUUUAAAUCAUUUAAUUAUAAAUUGUCCCUUUCAACCCCCUAGAAAAAAUCACUAACAAACAAAAAUAUCCAAAUUCAGUAGGAAUUCCCUGGAACAAAGAUGAUGGACAAUAAUGGCUUAAUAAGGACCAUGUCAAAUUAUUACACCUUCUCACAAGGUCCAAUUGAAGAGCCAACUGACCAGCAAAACAAGUGUCAAAGAGCCAGUGUUAUACUCUGAUCCAUAUUAUUUAAUUACUUCCUAGACUUUCUUUUUACCUGGGCCUUUUGUUUUUAGAAACUAAUUAUUUUCAUUGGAUAUAAUGCUAGUUAUGAAAGGGUUUAGUUAAUUUUCAUGACUUGACGUGUGGACACGGACAGAUGGAUAGAAGUAGCUGCCCAUGAAGGCACAGUAGUGAAAGAGCAAAUGUAUUAGACAAUGAGUUUAGAUUAAAAUUGAUAAAGGGCUAUAUAUAGAUUUUCUCAACCUUCCUGAGUGGUGUACAUUUUUGUCUAGUCCUCAUUCUUGGAUCCCCUACUAGAGGCCUGGGAGUCUGAGGGUUCUGUGCAGUAUUUUAUCGGUUCCUAGAACUGCAGUCUUCUGGACAGCAAUCCCAGCUGUCCACGUCUAUUAAUCUGGUGCUAUGUUUUGUUACUAUGAUGCUAGGAUUAGUGCUUCAGGGCUGUCACUCUGUCCAACCACUGAUAGGAUAUCGCAAUGUGAGCCACAUCCACUAUCUGCUGGAGGUACAACCCGUGGAGAGGCAUGUCUUUCCAUGGAACCUUCUCUUUUCCUGUAUCCUAUAUCUGUGGUUGUCUCAGGCAUUCCUUUAGCAGUCCAUGUUUGGGAGCCAUCUUCACGAUGUACUUGUGGAUGCAUUGUGUUUCAUCUGGGACUCUACCCUUGACACUCAUCAGGCACAGAUCUCCUUCCUUCCGGCUGGUGUUCAGUCUCUGAGUGUUUGAUUCCAGGUGGAAUUCUCAAUUUGUUUCAAAUAUUUGGACACUGACACAAUUUUCAUAAUUUUUCUUUGGUUCUGUAUGCCACCACAAUGGAUUUGAAAUGAAACAGCCAAGAUGCAACUGAAGUGCAGAAUUUCAGCUUUAAUUCAAGGGGUUGAACAAAAAUAUUGCAUGAAACGUUUAUUCCAUGGGGACAAAUGUAAUUAGACAAAUUAACACAAUCAUACAUAAAAUGUCAAUCUUUACUUUUUCAAGAAUCCUUUUAAGGCAAUGACUGCUUGAACCCUGCAAUGCAUAGACAUGACUAAACAGCUUUGUGAUGCUUUUCCAGGUCUUUGCUGCAGUUUUCUUCAGUUGUUGUUCAAGGGUUUUUCUGCCUUACGUUUUGACUUCAGCAAGUGAAAUGCAUGCUCGAUCUGCUUGAGAUUAACUUAGCCAUUGCAGAAUAUUUAACUUCUUUGCCUUAAAAAAACAUGGGUUGAUUUUACAGUAUGUUUUGAGUCAUUGUCCAUCUGUAAAGUGAAGGACCAUCCAACCAACUUUGCUGAAUUUGGCUGAAUCUCAGCAGACAAUAUAUCCCUACACACACUUCAAAGUUUAUCAGGCUGUUUCUGUCACAUCAUCAAUAAACACUAGUGAGCCAGUGCCAUUGGAAGCCAUGCAUACCGAUGAGAUCACACUGUCUCCACCGUGUUUCACAGAUUACAGUGGUAUGUUUUGGAUCAUGAGCAGUACCAAGCCUUCUCCAUACUUUUUUUUCAGUCAUUCUAGUACAGUGUAAACUUAAUUGUAUCUGUCCAAAGUAUGCUGUUCCCGAACUUGGCUUUCUUCUUUAACUGUUUUUUUUGACAAAGUCUAAUCUGUCGUUUCUACUCCUCUACUAAAAGCUUAUGUGGUGCACCCUCUAUACUUGCUCUGAUGAUGCCUUCUCUUUAUAUAUUUUAAAUGAUAUGCAUACCUCCUAGAGAGUGCUCUUCACUUGGUUCGAUGUUAUGAAGAGGUUUUUCUUUACCAUCCUACAGCCAUCCACCACUAUUGUUUUCCAUGGAUGUCCAUGCCUUUGCGUUGCAGAGCUCAUCAGUGUGUUCUUUUUUUUAUCAGAAUGUACCAAACUGUUGAUCUGGCCACUUGUAAUGUUCAUGCUAUCUCUCUGAUUGAUUUUUUUUUUCAGCCUAAGGGUGGCCUGUUUCACUUAAAAGCUUCUUUGCCUGCAUGUUGUGGGUUCAGAGCAACAGCUUCCAAAUGUGAAUGAACCCCAGACUUUUUAUCUGAGUAAACUUGUCAAUUGUCCAAUUACGUUUGGUCCAUUGAAAAACAGAGGGCUAAAUAUUCCUAAACCCUUCAACCAUAUUUUUACCCAAUUUAUUUUGGCAAACGGCUCAUAUACCAAAACUCGUCUUAGUGUCCAAAUACUUUCAAACCUAAGUGUAUAUAUAUUUUUACUGCUUCUCGUAUUUCUCACUUCUCACAUGACUUGGAAUUCUGUAAUUCCGCCACCAGCCCAAAUUAGUUUGAAUAGCAGUUUAGUUUGAAACGAAUAUCUAAGUCUAAUAAGUUAUUUAUGUAAGAAAUAAUGGAUUGCUGUGUUUUUAUCCUGCAGGUACCUGUCUCUGUCUGUACCCAAAGCUGUCUUGUUGGUUUUAGAAAGGUGUUACGGAGGGAUUUGCCUGUCUGUUGUUUUGAAUGUAUUCUCUGUCCUCUGGGCCAGAUUUCUAACAAGACAGGUAAGUGUUGUAGCGGAUGGCACCAGGCGACCCUACAAAACUACUGUAUAAAGCUGCAUCCGUGUAUCUGCUGUAUUUUCUGUGUAUUAAAAAGAAUUGUAUUCCUCUGAUUGUUCGGUAGUUUCAUUCCCUUAGUUUAUUCGAAUGAAACUACCGAACAACCAGACCUCCCCUGUGUGAAGUGUGUCCUCAAUUACCCGUUGCAACAUUGUUGCGAACGGGUAAUUGAACAGUAAGUAGCCGUCUUUUGUUCUCGGGGGUGGCCGCCAUUCGACAAACGAACACGUGGCGGCGGCCAUUUUAAAACUCCCGAACAGCGGUGUUUUGCCAUCGAGUGUCUGGUACUAAAAUCGGACACUCGAGUAGGCGAACACCGCUGAGACCUCCACAGCCCUGGUCCGUUCGGUUCCAAACUACCGAACGGCCCCUCGUUCGGUAGAUAGAGAAUACCGAACGAGGGGAUUCAGGUGAACUCUCCCUAGACUCUAUAGCUAGAGGCUUUCGUGUAUUUUAUUCCCUUAUGCCAGGACCGACCGCAAGGCCCAUUCACAUGGAACCGAAUUCGGCUAUCUCAGUUCGUGCGGUCGGUCAUUUUAUUCCCUCCAUACUUUUCCCGAACCCCUGGUCUGAUCUGGGUGAUUUUUGGAUAUGUUGUUCACCCAGAUCAGGGCUAUCCAGGGGAUGUAGGAUUUAAAGAGGUACCCCUACGUUUAGGGGUACAUCCAGAAAUGGGGGGAAUUGGUGUGCUGGAUAAGGGGAUUAUGAUGCUGGCUGAGGGGAGGAGAUGUGUGGGAGGUUACCAGGACAGGAUUGGCUACUGUAAUAAUUACUGUAAGUCCCUCCCUUGCAUGGGAGCAUGCUUUAUAAGGAGACUGUGAUUAAAGGCUUGUCAGUUAUGCUCCUGAAACUGUGUGUCGUCCAGUUAUUGGGAUUGCUGUUGGGAUAUUGCUGUAUUUUACCUGCUGGAAACCCGGCCUUUGGAAUUACUAUUUACUUGUUCCUGAGUCUCACUUGGAUUAUAAGCGGAGAUAACCUGGGUAAUAUUGCAUCUCCGCUACAAGUGUAUUCAAGGGAACAUUAUUAAUUCAGUUUAUGGAGUGACAACAUUUUUGAAAUACUGACUAUCAUCAUGCCUUGUUAUUUAGGUACAAAUUAAAAAAAUUAAAUAAAUUGACAUGCUUGCCGCAAUGUAUUUGGGUUCCGUGGAGUAGUGGUGGGCUUAGCAUAAUAUGGUGGAACUGAAUCCUAAUAUAUGUUUUCCUGAGAUAGGUGAUGUAAGGAAACCUGGUAUAUACAAUACCCAUUCGGUAGUUUCUUCCUGAACGGCCAGAGUAGUAGUGAAUUAUAACUCUCCGUUCGACGAAAUAAAAUAAGUAAUUCCCAUGCGAACAACAGCUUCCCAAGUAGAUUCCCUUAGUAAUGCAGACAGGUACCCAAACAUCAGCCGAAGUCUAGAUGAAGACAUUGGCGUACUUACCACGGUCGCAGGGGUCGCAAUUGCGACCGGGCCUGGCCCACCAGAGGGCCCAGCCGCCCUGCGACCCAGUAUGUACGCCAGUUUGCCAGCCUAUUCUCCUGGGGGGCCCAGGAGCUGGCCACCUUUAGGGCCCCCCCAAGGCUGGAAAUGGUGUCACUGGAUGCGCAAGGGAGCAUUCUCUCCCUUGCGCGCACCGCACUGAUGCCGGAGCAAGAAUAUGAUGUCGUUCUGGCUCCGGCAUCAGUAAGUCGCGUGCGAGGGAGCUGAACAGGAGGCUCAGUGCUCCUUUGCCACCUGCAGGAUCGGCCGGUGGGCAGCCCCACUGGACCCUAGGGAAUACCCUCAGUACUCCCAAAGGUAGGGAGGCUGGUGGAUUACAUUUAAAAAAAAACAUGUGUAUGUGUGUUAGUGUUAGAGAGUGUGUGUGUGUGUGUGUUAGUUUUUGUGUGUCACUCUGUGUGUCUGCUAGUGAGUGUCAGUGAGUGUUUUAAUUGUGUGUGUGUGUGUUACUGUGUGUGUUAGUUUGUGUGUGUCUGUUAUUGAGUGUGUGUCUGCUAGUGAGUGUCAGGGUGUGUUAGUCAGUGUGUUACUGUGUGUGUCUGUUAGUGUGUGUGUGUGUCUGUUAGUGAGUCUGUUGAUGAAUGUGUGUUUGUCAGUGAGAGUGUAUGUUUUGUAAGUGAGUGUGUAUUUGUGUCUGUCUGUCAGUGAGUGUGUAUGUAUGUCUGUCACUGAGUGUGUCUCUGUCAGUAAAUGUGUGUGUCUGUUAGCUAGUGUGUAUGCAUUGGUUCGUGAGAGUGUGUGUGUUUAAAACUCCUUCAAAACUUACCUUUCUCCAGCACCGGAUUCCCUUGGCGCUGGGGAUACCUCCGCCCCGAUCCGCCUCUCAGCUUCGAAUGUGCAUGCGCGGCAAGAGCCACGCGCGGAUUUCAAACCGUCCAUAGGAAAGCAUUACUCAAUGCUUUCCUAUGGACGUCCAGCGUCUUCUCACUGUGAUUUUCACAAUGAGAAUCGCGGAAGCGCCUCUAGCGGCUGUCAUUGAGACAGCCACUAGAGGCUAGAUUAACCCUCAGUGAAACAUAGCAGUUUCUCUGAAACUGCAAGUUUUCUGCUGCAAGGUUAAAACUAGAGGAACCUGGCACCCAGACCACUUCAUUGAGCUGAAGUGAUCUGGGUAUCUAUAGUGGUCCUUUACGUGUAUGUGUAUCUGCAUGCACUGGCGUACAUCCCGCGGUCGCAGGGGUAGCAGCCCUGUGACCAGUUGCCUGCCGCAAUGUGUUGCGGCCCUGGCCCAUGCUGAGUAAGCGUGGAGGGGUGCCCAUGGAUCAAUUUUCGCACCGGGGCCCCAUGGGUCGUGUGUACGCCACAGGAUGAAGGGUAUAACAGAACUGAAGUUUAAUGAUGCCACACUGGCUUUUAUGCAAGACCUCCUAGACCUGGAGAUAAUUAAGGCUGAUAAAGUAAUAACUUCAUUAUCUCCAGGCAGAAAAAUCACAAUUUUCCCCAACUUUUAGAACACCCCUUAAAACAUAAGGUAUCCCCACAAAAGUCAUAUCCCCUAAUAGCCCUGAUCUGGGUGACCAACAUAUUCAAAAAUCACCCGAAUUUCAUGGAUGUCUUAUUGACCAGUUACCCACGAGGCUCCGGACAGUUCCACAAGUUUUAGUGGUUUUGCCGGACUUAUUCAAAAAGUCUUAAAAAGUGAAUAAAUCCACGAACAGUUCCCUCUGGCUCCUAGCAGCGAUUGUUCCCCUCAUUCGAAUGCACAAAAGUACCGAACAGCGCUCUUAUUGCUGUUUGGGAAAUGAAGAUCCAGCGUUCGUGUGUGUUGGAACGGUGUUCGGGAAGUCGAGUGUCCGAUUUUAGUUCCAGACACUCGACGACCAAGUCCUGCUGCCUUUGUUCGCACAAACAAGAUGGCCGCUCUUUUCUCAGCCACGUGGCGUUCGACAAUAUGAACGGUGGCCGCACAGGGAGAGGACUUAAUUGAGGUACGCUUUGAAGUUAACGAGCCAGGGUGGUGGUCUCUGUUCGGUAGUUAAAGCUACCGAUCGAAGGGAAAUAAAAUAAACGAAAUAACUUAGUGAUUUCUUCACAGGUGAGUUUAAGUAGCCUUAAGGUAAGAUUGUAUUUUAAUGUGUGAGUUGUUCUUUCAUCUGUGUAUUGUACAAAGGUUGGUCUUUACAACAGCAGCAUUGAUGAGAAAUGCAUGUUCUGUGUGUGACCCCAAUUCCCCUUUUCUCUUUACUAUAUAACUUUGGUGUCCAGACCAGAUUCUCUUUAGAAUGAGCAACCUGCCCCAAUCCCCCCCCCCCCAGCUUCAGAUGCCCCUUUGGAGGUGACCACAGGAAAGUAUGAAUUUCAGGUGGUUUUGAAAAAUGAUGUCACUUUAAUUAUAAUUUUCAUUUGGGUUAGAGCAGAAAUAUAAAAAAAGUAAAAAGGUAAACAGUAAAAAGUCAUAAUAAUAAAUAAUAAAGUGGGCUGCUACAUACGUAUGUAAGACCGAAAAUUUCCAUGAAAUACUCAGGACUAGUAUGUGCACUCCUUAUUAAUAUUGCUCAUAUAUAAAAAUGACCAAUUACAAGCAAUGUCUCUCAAAAGACAUAUAUUUAAUAAAGAAUAAUUAAAAACAGUGAUUUGAACACUAUACAGACUGAAUGACCAGUAUUAAAAUGCACCCUAAAUACACUGGAUAAUAUAGACAAUAAUGUGGUACUCAAAGCUGGAAAUCACUGACAAAAUUAUAAAAAUGAGACAGAAACCACUGACAGUGCACCUCACGCUAGGAAAUUGUAACAGUAUCACAAAAAAGAAGCAGCUUGUUGCAACCUAGCGUGUGGGUGCGCUGUAUCUGUUUGUGUCAAUAUCAAAAUAAUAAAAUAAAUGCAAAAACAGUAUAAGUAUGUAUAAUUAGCCACAUAUACCAGCGACUUAGAACACAACCCUAUUGAAACUCUGUGAACAGUGUGAAGAGUGCCUUAACCUUGGUGUGGGCCCCCACCUGAGGUGAAACCCCCCCCUUUUGACGCAGCAGGAGAUAGGACAGAGAAAAAUAAAAAUAGGACUGCCGAUGAAAAUGCUGACCGUUACUGAGCACUCAGCUCAGCCAUGGAGGAUAGACAGACCACUGGCAGCUGUGUGAAGUUGCAGGAACAUGGAGAAGGUGCUGGCUGAUGGAAUCCUGGUUCAGUAUACACCGUGGUCGGAAUCUUCAAAAAAGACCAUGGUGUGGAAUACCUCAGUCUCUCUGUAGAUGAUGAGAACACUGGAGACAGCUUAUACGUGACAUUGAGCAGAAAUAUGAUAUGCAUUGUGCGUACAGGGUGGCCCGUAAGUCCCUACACAGCCAUAUAUCUUAUGUAUCCAGUGUAUCUGUGCGCUGAAUGGGUAGGGAGUUAUGGGCCACCCUGUAUAUACAUCAAAGUACUAUCACAUUCAUUGUUUAGUUUUGACACUGCAUUUUUUGGAAUUGUGUUUAUCACAAUCAUCUUGCAUUUUAUAUAUAUCCACAAUGCAAUUGGCAACAGAUUAUUUAAAUACACUUUAUCUCAUUUAGCACUAGAGCUAUUUACUUUGUCUCCCACCUUGGAAUUAAAUUAGGACCCACUGAUAACAAGGUACUGUGGAGUAGUGGUGGAUUUAAAAUAAUAUGGCCAGAUGGUGGAACUGAAUCUCCCUGUUUGUUUGCUGACAUUUGUGAUUUUAAGUAGCUUUAGAAAAUGUAAAACUAUAUUUCUAUGUGUGUGCUGUUCCUUAUUGUUUAUUUUGUACAAAUUUUGGACUCUACGACACUAUUAAUAAAAAAAAGUUGUUCCCCCCCCCCUUCUUACCUUUAUCCUGGGAGGAGGGGGCGAGGAGAUCCGUUCUGCCAUCCUUCCCUAGUGGUCCAGUGGUGAGAGUGAACUCUAACCUGCAGGUUAGAGUUCACUCUCGCGAGAUCUGAACCGCGGCAACGCUCAGAAUCCCGUGAGAGGACCCGGCGAAGCUGCUGGUUAGAGCUCCGCCGGUCCUCUCCUGCCUCCCCAGCCUGCGGCCGCAUCUCCAUGCCUCUGGGCUGGUGAUGGAGAUCUUUGAUCUCCCCACCGGCCCACGGAGGCACAUAGCAAGGUCGGCGCUCGGAUAGCGCUGGCCCUGCAGGCCUCGGCCCCACGGCCAUUGCGGCCCACCAGGCUUUUGCCCGGUAUGCCCAAUGGCCAGUCCGGGCCUGAUUAGGUCAUUUUAUUAAUUAAAAUCUGCGGGACCUGCCUGACAACCCAGGCCGAAAGUCCAGGGAAUUUAAUUUGCUAGCACUAUAUUUAACCCUGUAUCUUAUAUAUAUAUAUCUAUAUAAUUGUUGUGAUACGUUUUAUUGUUUCGGAACACUAAUAUUUGUGUUCAGCGAAAUCUCCCAAGAGACACCCCUCCCUGUCACAGGUGCCUCACCCCAGGGCCCUAUUUAGCCUUGUACUGCAGAGAGCCCCAGAUGGAAUUUGUUCCCCAAGUAAGUGGGUUAAUCUCAUAAGAGCAGACAUUAGGCUGUUAAAGAAGGACCUGCCAAAGAUGGGGUACAUUGAUGUUGUGGCAGGCUUAUGCAAUGUUUGAUCAUAUAAUGUAAUUAAACCCCCAUUAUUUGUUGCCUAGAUUAGGUGUUUUUUAAAAAAAAAAAAGAAACUAAUAAAAUCUGUCAACAUUGAAGUUGCUGUUUAGUAGAUAAUUGAGUGUGCUGUCCAUUGUAUAUAUACAUAUAUAUAUACUGUCCAUUGUAUACAUUUACAUAAAAAGCCUGAAAGUAUGAUCUAAACACAGUUUGCAGAAGAGAUAGCACAUUAUUCUCAAAAACAAUGUAAAUAUUGCAACACACAUUUAUUUUCCAAGGCUUAGUUUUCUGGUAUGUUGAGCUGCCCUUAGCAGCCCUUACUUAAGAAUUAUGCAUCUGCUAUAAAAGCUUCAUUUUUUAUUAACUUGUUAACUUGUUAAAUAAUGUAUAACUUUUCUUUCAGAAAUAAAAAUUGCUAAUUAAAAAAACCUAGAAAUGUAUAAAUCAAAUAUUCUCAACAGAUGGCAAUUUAAAGGUUUUUUUCUCUAUAUGUUUACUUUUAGACUCACUUGACUGCUUCAAGUGUCCAUGGGAUGAGUGGCCAAGUCCCCAGAAAGACAGAUGUCUCCCAAAGAACAGAGAAUUUCUAUCCUUUAGAGAACCUUUAGGUGCUGCUCUAGUUGCUACAGGUGUUCUCUCGUCCUUGCUGCCAAUUUCCAUUUUUGGACUUUUCAUAUGUUACAAGAACACCCCAAUUGUUAAAGCAAAUAACUUCUCUCUGAGUUGUCUUCUUCUAAUGUCGAUGUCCCUCUGUUUCCUCAGCUCCUUAGCUUUUAUAGGUUACCCUCAGCCUGAGAAAUGUCUUUUACGACAAGUUGCAUUUGGCACAGUCUUUACCCUUUGUAUCUCUUGUAUUUUAGCCAAAACCUUCAUGGUGGUUUUUGCCUUUAUGGCCACAAAACCUGGAAGCAGUUUAAAGAAAUGGGCCAGACCUAGAGUUUCCUACAUAAUAAUAGCUUUAUCCAGCUUACUACAAAUAAUUUUGUGCAUCUUGUGGAUUUCAUUUGCCCCUCCUUUCCUAGCAGAAAACACUCAAACCCAACCAGGAAUUAUCAUUGUUGAAUGUAAUGAAGGUUCACCCACAGCCUUCUGGUCCAUGUUGGGAUACCUUAGUUUCCUGGCCACCAUCAGUUUCAUUGUUGCCUUCUUGGCCAGAAGACUUCCUGACAGUUUCAAUGAAGCCAAGUUCAUCACCUUCAGCAUGCUGGCCUUCCUCAGUGUAUGGGUGUCCUAUAUCCCGGCUUCUCUUAGUUCCACUGGGAAGUACUCAGUGGCCAUGGAGGUCUUUGCCAUUCUAUCUUCAAGCUGGGCCCUGCUGAUUUGCAUGUUUGUCCCAAAAUGUUUUAUUAUAUUGUUCCGAUCUGACAUGAACUCAAAGCAACAUCUCAUGGGAAAACUUAAAAUAUAA
Messenger RNA from Pelobates cultripes (western spadefoot toad), 72185 nucleotides. NCBI's taxonomy places the organism in Eukaryota, Metazoa, Chordata, Amphibia, Anura, Pelobatidae. The record is from the annotation of a GenBank genome assembly.